CUUUCAUGAACCCACGUAGCAAAUCAUGGCGUCAGGAAACUUCGUUCGGUAGGUCAGGACUGUUCGAUUCUUUUUCAUUUUAGCUCACUUUUGUGGCUCGUUUUAGUUGCACACAAAUGCGGCUUAUCGGUUCUUUUCUGUCUUAUCUGCUAAAUUCCUUAAAAAAAGCUUUCCCAGUAAUGAUAUGGAAUUAUUAUUUUUAUGACAUUAUAAUUUUUAUGUAUAUUGUAAGAAAACUAGCAUAGCAAGAACGUUGAAAAUGUCUACGGGCACUAAACAAAGUUGUGGACUGCAGCUUACAUUUCCUAUCAAGUACCGAACGUCACGUUCGUGUACAUAUCUGAGGAAAGAAAUUUUUACCAGCUGAUGGUAAUUUUAGUUGAUGUUAUUUAUUUGUUUAGAUCAUUUGUAAGAUACCUCUCAGUUCUACCUCGCGAAACUGGUGGAAGCUGAAAGCGUUAAUUGCCACAUCCCUAGAAGAACUUUAUCAUACAUGAAAGUAUUGUAAAAAAAAAAAAAAACAAAACAAAACAAAACAAAAAAAGGAAGUACAAUAUAAUACUGAAUUCUUGAACCCUCAAUAUUCUUCUUUCGAACAAAAACAGACCUCCCCUUACCGGUUUCACUCCGAUUUUUCAAGCUUUUUACCAAAUUCCAACAAAUUUCUCGAACCUCUUCGAGCAUACACGUUUCCGGAGAAAUUAUAUGGUUGGAUGUUUCCUUGGAAUGGCUGAUUCAUAAGUUGCAUAUGCGGAACAUGGAGGAAUACCGUGCCGAUCAAAAUUGUAUGAUUGUUGUAGAUAACAACAGCGCAAAGCGCAUAAAUUAAAGGGAACACAGUUUUAUCCGUCAGACUUUUAGGUUUGCAACCAUGUGACAAGGUAGCUAUUAUAUUGGAGGUAUAAACAAUAACUGUCCGCCAAGAAUUUGCAUGAAAAGUGAAAGAAAGAAAAUAAUUCCUGAUUUUCUCGAAAGACCCGAAAAAAUUUUCGUAGCCACAAAGUUUUUCUGGACCCUUCCAGGUGAAAGAGCUUCGGACUGGAGCGUUGAAUGCAUGUGCUAUUAAAUAUCUCAUUUCAAAAGGUUUUGAAUUCAUUGUAUUCCUUUUGAAGGAUUAGAAAAAUACAUUAUGGUAAAAAUUGUUUACAUUUUCUUAAGCUUUCUGGUUUGACGGUAUUUGCUGUUUUCUCUUAGAACGAACCCGAAACCUUAAGAUUUCUCCUCACCGAUUUUAAUGGCGCGUUUCUAUAUAUAUAUAUAAAAAACUGUCAAAAAAUUGUUUAAUUGCUCUUCUCUUGAAUUAAAUGAAAAAGUAGCCCAUUCGAAGGAUACAGAAAAAAACUUUCGUGCUACAAACGGCAUCGUUUUGUUUUCGCUUGCGCUUGAAAUUUAAUAAUGAAUGCCUCAUUCCUCCAGAAAGAAAAACAUUGUAUGAAAUUGCUAGCAAUUAAAGUGAUUUAAGCAUAUUUUAUGCGAGAAAGUUUUUUCCCCGGAGUGGGUCGACGGCGAAGAAAACGCAUGGUAAAAUAAGCCUAUCUUCUCUCUUUCUUUCUGCUGAGACACGCACUGUAUACGAACUUCAGCUUGGAGAGUCAAGAGCGUCGACGACUGUUCAAGCCGCUGAACAUUUUACCUCCAUAACUUUACCUUUACAAUAAUUGUAAUUAGGACGUUGAAGUGGUAAGUUUUAAUGCUUGUUUUAUUUUUUAUUUUACUUUGUAUCACGCUUUUGUGAAUUAGAAAUGUUACCGGGAAUACUGAAAUGACAUUAAGAUAUCGCUACCUAGAUAGUCAAGCGAAAAUGUGUAUAACCAGUCAAGGGGCUACGUAUAAGAAAAAUAUCAUUUCUUUUAUGAAUUAUAGCUCUAGACACACCAUUACACGUCGGUGAAAAAUUGGCCUGUCUAGCUUGACUUUGUUGAUAAAUAACUGCGAAAAAACUGAGGACAAACUGGUGGCUGACGACGUUUUCCAAACUUUUACUGCGUUGAUAGAGCACCACUACCAACUCUAUUUCAUUAAUAUUUAACUAAUAUCCAGUUAUUUUUUAGUAAUUUGAUACAAAAAUCGUUUUAUUAGUAACCAACAUAUCUUUUAUAUGUCGUUUCUCAAUAUGCAUGUUAGCCCUUGCUUUUAUAAAACACUACCGUGCAUGAAAGAGUUUUUCCCAUUUUAAUGUAAACAUUUAAUGGUAAACCGCUGAGAAGCUCUUUGACAAGGUGUAAAUAUCAUGGCUGGCGCAGCUGUGGAGCUACGUCCUCGCCAUUAGAAUUUAUAAGAAGAUUUUCCUGAAUGUGAAUCUGAGGUUUUUCACAUUAAGGCAUAUAAACAGCUUGCCUGAGUUAAGCUUUUAACCGCCCAUUAAAACAUCAUUUUUGUCCAGCUCAUACGAAGGGACUAAAAGUCGUCUUGUGCACUGUAUUUAAGCUUUAAAACUCUCUAGAAAGAAACAGGAGACCAAGUAUUAAAGGCUUUGACCCAAAUUACGACGACAGUCUAAAAAAUACGAGGUUUAUUGAGCAUAACCAUAACUCUGCACGCGCAUCGAGUUUCUCUUUUCUGUCUUUGGGAAACUAGGACGUGAAAGGACCGAAGUUUUCGUUACUUGAGAACGUGAACGACAAGGAAUCAAAUUUUUACUGCACUUUUACAUGACCUGGGAUGCGGUUUCCUCUCGUUCAGCACCUACGUAAUUUCCCAACCUUUUGAUAACUGAUCUCGUUGUAAUGACUGUGAAGUACGUUUUUUAAUCAGGUAGUGUUUUCUCUUGUGUGGGAUCGUAAGGUCCCUGUCGUAACUAGCGAACAGUACAAAGUUGGUUGGUUGGUUUUUUCUUAAUCUAUUCUUUUACAAUAAGAUUCUUCACCGGCCAUUGCUUUUGGAACAUUUUCGUAUAAUGUAAAAAUGGACUAAUCGCUACUCACAGAAAUUACUGAUGAACUUCUUUAAUCUUCCGAGCGCAUAACUGCUCUUCUCACGUGGGGGUCUAAUUUUUUAAUAUUUCAAAUAUCCCAGGACCUUUUUCACCAUUGAAGUUGAUGGAAAUGGAAUUUUUUAUGUGCUUUCUAAGUAAAAUUCUUUCCGUACUUAUCUCGUUGUUGUCAAGAGUACCGUAAAAAUUCACCGCCUUCUAAGAUGACAGGAACUAGCUGUUAGUUUAGUCAGUUUUUCGGAAGCAACUAAUGAGCUGCUGAUGCAGAGAUUUUGAUUGGUCACGUAGAGCGUUUUCAUUCAUUAAUUUUUCAGAGAGAUAUGAUAAAAAUAGCCCAAAAGAAGUGAAAACAAAAUCAUUCGGCGCAUAUAUCUUAGUUUUACCAUAUACCAUGCACCUUCUAUUCAAUGGGCGUCAGCAUAAAACAAAACAAACAAAAAAUUAAACACCAGAAAAAGCAAAAACAGAAAAACAAAAAGAAAACUGGAUAAUAUGGAUAAUAAUAAAAAAAAUAAUCAGUGAGUAUAAAGCCAGCUUUUUUAUAUUUUCGUCAAAGGUAUGACCCUGCGGUAAGAUCAAUGACUUUCUUUUGAAGCUGCAAAAUGAUUUCUGUUCGAAUUAGGUGGUUCAAAUUUUUCGUCCAAAACUCGACAAUAAUCAAAAUUGAUUUUCUCCAUUUUAAAAGGCUCUACAAGCUGAUAGAGUCGUCAAAGAUAUUUUUGAAGAAAAUACAGACCUUCUCGGUGAUAUAGAAAGUAUAUUAUAUGUGAAUAUGAAAUAUUCACUAGUUAUCCUUAAUACGAAUCUAAGGCAAUUAGAUUAGGACAAGUUUUUUUCAACGAACGUGAGUUGCUGGCAAGUCACGUCAGUUUGACACAAUUCUAUAGAUACUGAUAUAUUUAAUGGAGAAUGUUUUUGUCCGAUUCAUUUACGUCAAGAAACUUUAAUUUAUGAAUAUUCAAUAAGCUAUAAACAUAUGCCCAAAUCUUGCAAAUACUUUUCACAUUCGCUUUACUUCGAAUCACGAUACGGUUACAUAAAUCACAGACAUGACACGCGUUUAGAUGAAAGGUAGGAUUAUUUUCUGAUGCACGUUUUUGAGCUUUUAAUCUAUAGAUUUACUCCUACGUAUUAAUGCAAAAACCUCAGACUCAAAAAUACCUUUCUUCAACGGUUGUCACUCUGUAGCUAGGUCGUGUUUUUGUUGCUUUAGAUUAGGCUUUUUAGUGCAAUUCUUAAUCAUAGAGCUUGAAAUUUCAAUGUUUUCUCUCGAGAUUUGCGUUGGUAAAGCUGUCAACGGUAUGAAUCGAUGUUUUGAGUUACUUGGAGUUCGAUUUUUUUCAAAUACAUAACCUUCUCGGUUCAGUUUUGAGAACGUGAUCUCGCGUUAAAAAACGUGUAUCUUCGUCAACAGUUACAGAGGCAUGAGAGAGAUAAUAAUCGCGUGAUUUCGUGAGAGAAACGAGUAGCCUAAAUUAUAUUAUUUAUUACUGGGAAAGCGUAAGAGGUAACGAUUAUAAUAUUUCCCGCAUUGCCCGAUAAGAGAUAUUUGUAACUGCUGUAGGUCAGAAAUAGCUUAAAGAAAAUCUUUCAAAUGAUAUUUUACUCAAGCUCUACAACCUUUCCAUACGUCGCUUCGGAGAAGCGAUUUAAUAAUUACUCAAGCUAAUAGAACUGUAAACAGAAUAACCGUCGAGUAUACCAAAGCUCACCAAGGAGCAAAAUGAACAAAGAUCGUCGAAUUAUUUACACGGUUAUUAUUGGUUCCAAGUCUGCUGGGAGUUACAUUUAUUUAGAAAGAUGGAAAAUUGAAAAAUAUUUAAGAUCACAACUUAAUUUAGGUUAGAUUUUGAUGUUUUCUUUAUAUUUUUGGCAAGUUUGCUCUCAAAAUGCUCUCAAACGACGAACAAAGUCAGGUAGACUUCGCCUAUACCAUUUUAUAGGUACUUCUAAGUCCUUAUACACCCACACAUAACCCUGUUGUGAUAUAUUUAACGCCGCUCGCCUAAAAAAAUAUUCCCCAUAUUGCAGGUGUUUUGUUAGUUAUCUUGCGUUGCCUUUUGCGAAUGAAAUUACCGUUGUUUUGGUUAUAGGACCAAUUAAAAAUGGUUUCAGAUGAAGAAUAUUGUAAAAACCGUAAUUCGAAUUUUAAUCUCAGUAUUUGUGGAAAAUUAGAUUUGUAUGCAGUUUACAUUUAUGAACAAGCUUAAAAAUAAAUGUUUUUCUUUCUCCAAAAUUUGUCUUUUUUCAAAGGUGCCCGCAACGUAUAGAACCCACUGACGAUCUAUCUUAACCUUAUACUAGACAAAUUGUAGUUUGCCUUGAUGUAAUAAAAUCAGAGACCUGUUUAGAACAUUGAAAGGAAAAGACAUUCCCUCGUGGUAAACAAGUUCCUUCGAAUUCCGGAGUACAAGUGCUCCCUUACAUUAACUAUAUAUAGGCAUGUGCGGCACCAAGCAUAAGGUGUGUUUUAUGACCACUUUUGGUUUGAUAGUGGGUAUAGAUUUUAGUCGUUUGGAUUUAAGAUAGAGUUAAUUGUUUCUUAGUAUCUCUGGAACCAGAUCGUGUGGAAUGGGGAAGGUUGUGUUUAUCACUGCCUUUCCCCUCUCCAGAACGGUGGUUCAAGUCUGGAAGAACACAGACCGGAUGUUCAUGCGUAAAGUGCGCAUCGCAUCGUAAUGCAAUAUACCAAAAUUUGUAAUUAAAACUGCGCCGUAUAUAUAUUCAGUAUACGUACCUUUCAAAAAGCGCAAUAUCUUGCAGUGUGCGUAAUUUCUAAUAGACGAAGAAUUGUAAGUGGGAAAGUUGUAAGACGUAAAUAAACAGUCUAGAAAUGUUACAUUUGCUUAAAGCGAAAACAAAAUAUCAGUCAAUGAAAUAAGAGAGAAUUUCAAUUACCUCUUCAUUGUUUCUAAUGGUGUUAUUUAGUGCGUCCAAGUAUUUUGAAAAAUAAUUUACGUUUAACAAGAAACGUAAUACGUCUUUAACGUAUCAAAGACGUUUUAAGUCACAAUCAGGUCGCAAUGUUUCUUAAUAAGAGAAACAAGACAUUUUUUAUUUUGUGACUAUUGAUGUGAAUGGCUGUAAGAUUGUUAUAAUGUUGAUUUUCCUUGGCAGUAUAUGAUGAUGGAGCAUUGUACUUCAUCUUUGCCAUACAACAUCCGCUUGAAUACACUGCUGAGCAACCAGCUCAAAGAGCUUUUCUAUUAUUUCUGACCCCAGACUUGAAAGACAUCAACAUCAUUAGAAGGCGUAGCAUACAAACUAUGGGCUGUCAUUAUACCGCAAGAAAGAAUGAGUUCUCUCUUGUAAACAGCUUGUAUACAGCGCUUUUUUUUUUUAUCAAAACAUCAAAACAACUUACGGACAAAAUUAAAUACAGUGCAAUUAUCAAUUUAAUAUUACAAAACAAUCUAGACGUUUGUCUUGCUGGCAGGUUAGUUUUUAAUACUCUGAGGAAUACUCUGCUAAUAUUGACGAAGAAUUGAAAUUAACUUAUAAAUUCACUUAACAACAGCAAUGAAAAGGACAACUUAUAUCUCCCGAUCCUGUGGAUGAAGUUGGCCCGUGUUUGUUCACAUUUGGACGAUCAGGAGGUGCAUGAGAUUUGCUAGUGUGAUGUUUGUACAGUAGCUGUACUCUACGGUGCAUGAAAUGUGUCUUGAGAAAGCGACAAAAAUGUUUUGUUGAAUGAUUUUAAAUAUUAGGAAUGUAUUCCAAAACUGACAAGAAAUUUGCAACGGUUCCAACCAACUUUUUCAGGAAAGUUACUUCACCUAUAAGAAUGGCACUUAAUUUUUAACGCGUAAGGGAGAAAUUCCAGUUGCCUAGCCUUCUAUGUCUAAUUUCGACGUUAAUUUUCUUUAUAGCAUGCCAUUAUAGCAGUUUCUUGCUUUGACCAAAAGCAUUAACUCCAAGAACUCGACACUACUCUGAUAGCUGGACAAUUUUUUUCGUUAUCGUCGUUUCAGUAGAGAUUCAUCACAAACACAUCGCAAGUUAAUGGGAAAUAGGAUUAAAUAACGGGCUUAAAAAGUACAGUGUUUAUAUAUUUGCGUUUCGUUUUUUGGUGAAAAUAUGGGCCAGUAAUUAAAUUAAAUCUCCUGACUUGCGGUGGUUCCACUUAGGGCUGUCAUGCAACAUUAUCGACUUAAACUUCCACAAUAUUUUGCUAAUUCAAUUCACUAUACAUGUACACAACGAGUCUCACAAUAUCACAAAAACAAAAGUCACUUCAUCUCUAGUAUGUUCUUCUGUGCUAACACAAAAAGGUAUCAUUAAUAAGAAUGUUGCGAAAGAUAAGAGUUUUUAACAAUUAUUCCCUGAGCCCGAAUUGGCUAUUGACUGAGAGGCCAUGAGGGCGAGAGGAAUAAUUGUAUUAGUAAAAUCCAACUAGUUGGUCAAAAAUAUCGAGAAUAAAAAAAUUUAGCUAGUUAAAGCUUAGCCUGAUUCUCAGACGUCCGAGGGAGAGGGAGGGAAGCGAAAGGGACCGCGAACGACCUCGGACGUCUGAGAAUCAGGCUAGUUAAAGCUAGACUUUAAUCCCUUUUUGCCGCCAAAAAGCCCGCGCUUUUCGCUACUAGUGGGCUACAACAUAUAGCCUAGUAGUAGCUCAACCAAUCAGAACGCAGCAUUGAUAAUAGACGACUAGCUGGAUUUUACUAAAGUGCAAAUAGUCCACUUUAAACCGGCCCUUGUGGCCUCUGUUUCAAAGCGAGGCUGAGGUCGAUGCCGUUGAUAUGAAUCUCAUGCAAACAACACUCAUCAGUUUUCCCAGAAUGCUUUUGCACUUAGCCUCAUUUUGAAAGUGAGAGUUUUUGGAACUCGGAAAUGGCCUUUUUAAUUUGUAGCCACGCCCUUUUUUCGGAGGUGGAUUGCCUGGGUUGAUGUGGAAUUCAAGUUUACUCAACGUUUUUUCCAAUGAAAGAGUAGAAGGAACUUUGUUCUAAUAUACCAGUUAACUUUUUGCCAUAUAAUUGUUGAUUCCUCUGAUACAAUUUUGGAAAUUUAUUGUCAUUCUGUUUCAGUGUUCCACGCCGUUUUGGCUAAAACCCGACAUACUUUAUCCCAAAUUUGCGAAAUCUAACAUUAUACCGUAAAAAAAAUACAUAUAUGAUCGAUUCCCGAUUAUUGAUACUGUCUCAUAAACCAUACCCUGGGCGCCAGAGGUGUUUUAAAAUGUUUUUAUGUAAUUUAAAGCUACAGAUACCUCUGUCAAAAUUUUUACUCUUCUCUGAUAAUUCAGAGGUUUUCCAAAACUUACAAAUGGACGAAAAAUAGUGUCAGUUAAGUCUGUUUCUACUAACACAUUUUUUAGUUUGAACCUCGCGUGGGCGUUUAUCAGUCAUUAUUUUCAGCCACGACGUUUUUUUUGUAGAGUGCUCAGGUUGAGUCACACAUGGCCUCUAAUAUCUUAUUGUUUAACAUUUUUGUUUUUUGAUUAAGGAGUUAUUUUGACUGCCCAUUCCGAAGGGGUGGGUACAAGAACACCACACUGCUCAAUUCCUGAUUUGUAAUCGCCUCCUGUCUCCUCCCUUUUAAAUGCCACUUUAUGAUAAAUCAUUCUGUCUAAAACCCCUUUAAAUUGUUUUUUCCGUUUUAGCUCCCUCGGAGUAAACACUACGUGAUUUGAAGCAAAACGGAAAACAGCCGAACUAAUUUAAACUUUUUUGAUGAACACUUUAUUUAAACGUACUUAGCUAGUUGUUUAUUGUUUGUGGAUGGAGGAAAAACGUACUUGUGUACCAUAUGCAUCUCAAUCUUGUCACCCUUUUUAAAAGAAUUAUUCAUCUUCCACAACGCACAAGAUGAAUCUCUCGUUUGGCUUUCCCUGCCUUAACUUUGGACGGAAAAUAGAUUUAUACCUUGGGGUUGUAUAUAAUUAUAGAGAGAGCUUUUAAGUAUUUAUUUGUUAAAUAAGGCAGUUUUAAUCUAUAUACGCUAAAAAGCAGCAGGAUUUCACUAACAUCUCACCAGAGGCUACGUUUUACGUUAAUUCCGAAAGAGCAAGUGGAGGUUAAAAAAAACACUUAAACUCUCAUCGCGGAAUAUCCUUUUAUAGUUGCGACAACAAGUCUGUCAUUGUUAAAAGGAGUGCCACAAAGCUUUGUUUGCGUGGUCAAGUAUCUUGUCAUCGUAACUAAGUGAUUAAAAAGUGUACAUUCAACUUCUGUUAUCAGUUACAUCCGCUAAUAUCACCUGCUCGACUUUUGGAACUAAAUUUGAAAGCUUUGAUCAGAUCGGGAAGCUUUGAUCAGGUUCCUCAACAACACGAGUUGUUUUGCCGCCUUAAAGCGCAUUUCGAGAAUUUUGACGACACACCCAUGAAAAUCGGUAAGUUUUCAGCCGAAUAUCAUGUUCCUUUUCUCUUCAACCAGUUAUUUUGCAGGAGCAACCGCUAAUGACAAGACCACAUCAAAUCCUUGAGAAUCAAUGCCGGAGCCGUUUGCUCUAACAAUUCAACUUGUUAUAGAUUUUCCAAAUACGUGUGCAAUUCUACUUGAAAGAUAUUAUUAGUCAGGUACGCAACGUAUUUUUUGGUCUUGUUUCUCCAAAAGUCAUUGUUUCCUCGUGGCUCCCAAUUUGAACUGUUUUUCGCUAAGUUCAUGAUUUUUUAAUAUUUUAAAAAAAUCCAGAAAAGUAUCAAGAUGCCUCUGGGCUGCGAUUAUCGCCAUGGAUUUGUGUCGGCUUAGCAUGAAAAGUUCACAUGAAAUGUCAAAAUAACUACUGAAAUAUAAUAGCAGAGCUGAUAUUUUGAGUCUUGGGGACGAAUUUUAGCCGUUGAACUUGAUGGAGGAAGAGACAGUUGACUUUACAUAUGUGCCUAAUGCAGAGGUUUAGAUGCCUGUCAGUUCUUGUUGACUUAAAUUUAAGUCGCAAAUGAGCGAGGCAAAAAUAGUUUCAGAAGGAUGUCAAAGGUUUUUUGUCCCUUUGUUUUAAUGAACGUUUUCGCCGGAACUCCGAGUAGCUUUUCUGCUAGUUUCUGUCAAUCUAACUUGACAGAAAAUAUUGGGAAAAAUAAGAAUGAGUGUGUCUCCACAUACACCUCCUAAACAGUCCUCAUGCAGAAAACUUUUUUCCCCUAAGAAAGUUGAGUUUUCGGUCGGAAAGCUUAAUCUCACUCGUUUUUCAAUUUAUCGCUAUUUUUGCCUUUUAAUUCCAUAGCUUGGACUGAUAACAGAGCUUUUCGUUCAGAUAAUCCCACAAACACCACACAAUCUUGGUCAAACUUUCCCAAUAACUGUUGUAGCUACAUUUUGCAUUUAUAGGCUGAAAUAAACAGCCUUUUACGAUUUCCACUUGACAGGACGUUUUAAACAACUAACAAAAAUGCAUGUUAUUUUCUAAUUUCCAUCAGAUGAAAAAUAUUUCUUAAGGUAUUUAGUUAGACUGAGUCUUCGUGGUUGGUUUGUCUAUCUCAAUACAAAACGAUAAGGUCUAACGGAAACAAUAGCGGUUUAGAGACGUACUUUCGGAUGUCUUCGGAGACGUUUCCGAGUUGUCAUCGGAUAUCAAUAUUACUAUUACUACUAUUCUAGAAACACACAGUCAGUUGAUUUUCGUAGCUGGUAACUAAAACACUAAUGUUUUUAUUCCUAAAAGUUUAACCAGUCGCUGGUAUCACCUUUAGUCUUAUAGCCCGUCAGUUUUCUAACCUCUCUGGCAAAAUCAUAUGGUAUUUUUUCCACUUUCAGUUCUUCGUUUUCUUUCUCAUUUCAUAUUCUGAUAACACUACAUCACUAAUACGAAACUUUUAUCCUUUUAUUGUUAAUAUUAAUACUUGUUUAUAUUUUUAUUAUUCAAGUCACUAUUUUAAUAAAUCUUAUUGUUUUACAACAAUAUUACCUUUGAAUUGUUUUAACUGAGGAUUUAGUGGUCAUGUGGUUGGUGACUAAAACUGAUUUUUUUACUUCCUUAUGACUUGCCUUGUGUAUCAUGCAACAAAAGUGAGACCGAGAUGUCUCUUUUAACGCUAAAAGGGGAAACUGCUUACUGAAGAUAUUGUUUUUGAUAUUUUCGUACUGUUUAAAGUAGUUUAGAGGAAAAUCUGCAAGUGAAAAAAAAAAAACAUUUAUUUAACGAAAAUUUGCCAAUAAGCAUGAAUGGACUUUGCCCCCGUCCACACUCAUCCGGACAUUUUUGAAGACGGAGAGUUUUUCAGCCUUCAACGCACACGUAAACGGCGUUUUCGGACACCAAAAACGCAAGCUUUCAAAAACGUUCCCCAGAGUGGAGGUUUUCGAAAACGCCGACUUAUCCGUUGUGUAAGGACGAAAACGGAGGUUUUCGAGCACAAUGACACAUGUAAUGAUGUCACACAUACAACGCUACCGUUACGUUUGCUCUGUAACCGGCACUAUCGUAUUUUCAUCGUUUUAGUGUUUCCAUGUAAGCGGGCAAAAAUGAUUCAAAUACGCUACGUGUAGCCUCCCACGUAGACGUUCUCUGGGGUUCGUCACGCGUUCCUAAGAACGUCUGCGUGGGAGGGUACGCUAAGUGCGGACGCGUAUUUUUUUGAAAACGAAGAAAAAAAAUCUCCGUUUUCCAAAAAAAUAUGGAUACGUGUGGGCCGGGCCUUAUUCAGUUUUGACACCAUGGGCGUGGCCUUUGAAUAAGCAAAAAGCUUGUGAAAUAGCCCUCCCAAUGUUGUUUCACUGUGUCUAAUUGAAUGAUUAUAAAUAUAAAAAAAACUUUCAGCAAUUUAAGACUACGCGCAGUUUUUUUUGCUAAUGAGUAGUUUCACAAAAUAACAAUGACAUGCUCAAACUUUAAUAUCUAAGUUAUGCCGAAUGCCAUUUUUCUGCUUCGAUGAACAAAAUUUUUAUGUUGGAAACAUGAGCUGGUUGUACUCAACCGAUCAUUAACUUCAUUUAUCAAUCAUAACCUAUAAGUAGUCGUUAUUACAAAUGAACAGGUCCGUAGAAUAAUACACGUGCAAUGACUUAACCCUUUCACUGCCAAAUGAAGCCAAGGGCAAAUUUCGAGCAAGUUUGCAAAUUUUAUUUUGUAAAGUUUUGAAAAACAAAUAGCACUAUGUGGAAGUGUAGGCAGGGAGCUUUCAUUUGAAUGGUCACAUCGUAGGAUUUCAUCCACAGACUCAAAAGUUAGAGUCACCUUACAAACCUCCAUCAAGCACUCUGGCAGUGAAACAGUUAAUUCAGUUAUGUAACAUUUAUAGCAAUAUCAUCGUAAUGAUUUAAAAAAUUCAGGAAAUGGCCUAUUUAUUUCCGUGUAUUUGAACGUUUGCAGCAAACGGCAAAACGUCAGGUUCAUCUUGAUUAUUUUCAAAUUAGGAAAUUCGCGUAUGAUUACUGUGUUGAAUAUUUCUUAUAGAUGAUACUGUUUUAAAAACCAUGCAUUUUCUUGAAGUAAAAAGAAAACUUGGUCACGUGUGUACAAAGUCGUUUGCUGUAAACGUGGGUCUGUCUGUUAUAUAAUCUUGUUAAAUCGAUUUGUUAAUCACGCCAAUGAGAUUUUAGAUGUUACGUAAUAAAUCAUGUUGCUACGUUCACUGUUUAGGAACAACAAACAAAUCAAAUAAAAGGAAAAGAAAAAUCGCAAGAUAGUGCACAAAUCUUUGCUUACUUAUGCAACGAGAAAGGGACACGCCUCGUGUCAGAGACAGUGGUUUUGGUAUAUAGGUCAGUUUAAAAUCAUUUUCGUUUCACUUACGUUGUUUCAGAUUCAGUUACGCUCAGUGGAAGAUGACCGGGAUGCUGUAAAAGAUAGUGCAAGACUUUCGAUGUAAUUAGGAAACUGAGUAGAAACAUAAUCAUAAAGGUAAGUUGUUCUUCCAGACUCUUAGAAUAAUCGUGGAAAAAUAUUUGUAGCCUUGUAUUUAGUGGAGUUUGGGCAAUUCCAACACACUCAGCUUCAAACUGGUUUAUUAUCUAUACAUAUAGACCGGACGAUUCCGAUAUCAGUUUUUAUCGUUCCUUCUGACCUAUUUAAGACUUCAAACUAAAACCAUGAUGAAAUAUCGAAUUCUAAAUUGGUACAGGGGUAUUUUUUUUUAUCGAACUCUGAGGCCCUCUUGAGGGGUGUGUGUGUGUGUGUGUGUGUGUGGGGGGGGGGGGGGGGGGGGGGGGGGGGGAAAAUAUGAUUAAUAAUAAUUUAGUAUAUUAUUAUAUCUAAUUUGUCAAAGAUCAUAUUUGUAUCAUUAAUGGUCGUAACAUUUACAUAAUGUUCUUUUAGGGAGGGUAUUAUUUGGUGCCGGGAUGGGGGAGUGGGGCGGGGGGGGGGGGGGGUGUGGGGGAGGGGUGGGGGGGGGGGGGGGGGGGGGGGGAGGGGCGACGUAUGUCCCUUGUCUAAAUUUUAAACAUGGCUGUUUCACAUUUUGAGGAGUAGGCCAUGUCCUUGUCGGUAUUUAACCCAUCUUCAUGUCAUUUUCCCCCGUUUAAUCUACUCUUGUAUCGUUGUUUCCAGGCCAUGUCGCUUGUCAGAACUCUAUCCUAACAGAGCCUUAACUCUGUGUCAGUGUUAUUAUAAGGGAGUAGAGUUAUUGAGGUCGAGUCUCGAAGCAUGCAUUGCACAUUUGAUUGUCUUGCAAUCUGUAUUUGUUUACUCCUUAUUUCUUUCGCCAUCAUGUUGUGAAAUGCUAACGUAGGCAAAAAGAAAAGGUAUAGCGCUCCUUUCUCCGAAAAUUCUCCCUUCAGAAGUUUUAGAUGAAGGACAUGUUUAGAAAGAUAUUUUUGUUCAAUAUGACCUUCCAAAAUUUAAACAGGUGGCAAGAUAUGCGUUUAAAAAGAUAAAGAUGUCGUUUAAUUAUAAAUGUGCAUCGCAGGGCUCUUCUUGAUUGACGUGAUUAGGUGAAUGAAAUUUAGCGUCCUAAUAAACCAAUGCUUCAGCACUAACACUCUUUACUGUAUUUCCUUGUAAAUUGCUUAUGGUGUUAAUGAGACGAGUUUGUUUAAAAGCCAGCUGGCAUUUCUAUCUGUGAUGUCCACUUCCUUUUCCGGUUUUCCUUUGUGUUUGAUUAAAGCAAAAGCAUUGCUAUAAUCAAGUGGUCACCGUUAUAGUACCUACAUUGUAAACUUCUUAUGUUUGACUGGACAGUCUUUUUCUCCAGACUUGGCUUUUAAUUCAAAGCCUUUGCUCAAGGAAGUGGAGACUUAUACCGACACCCUUCCUUUAUCUUCCGAUUGAGGCAUUUGGAGAGACAUGUUCUAACUCUGAAACGCAUUCUAUUUAUUUAGCAGAGAAUAUGGCAUGUGAAGUACUUAGUACAUUUCAAGUGAACCUAACUUUCGUAAGCUUUAAGCAUGAAUAUUAUGUUAAUCAUAUUGUAAUAUUCCUACGACACGUCGCGUGUUGAAAUAUUAUACCACAGCAAAGAGAAUAACUUGUGUAAGGACUUGCUAGUUUAGUUCGAUUCUGAUUAAGGCCAUGUGAUUCAAAACCGUGGGAAGGACUAAUAGUGAAGCGCACAUGGCAACAUGGCAACAUGUUCUAAACAUUAUUACACUAGGGGGGCACCCAGUGACUUAAGUUCCUGUGAAAUAAUUGUUCGAAGGAGCAAUCAUUGCUCGGAGCCGUGAGUUUAUGUCCUAACUUACUCUCAAUUUUUGGUGCCAAGUUUUGGUUUUUCAUAUUUAUUAUCAAAAUAUUGCGAUUAUUCAGUUAAAAAAAGGUCGCCUUAAAUCGGUAAAAAGACAAAACGCCCCUUAGAAUCGUUAAUGAAUUCGAAGGUACGGCUACUCUAUGACAUCGAACUUUCGACCAGGCCCGUCAGGAUAGUCAGUAAAAGUUUCGGACGAGAGGAAAAAGCCACCCAAAACUUUUGAGACGACCAAAGUUCCCCUUACACAUCCGAACAACUGAGUAACUUUUAGGGCAGCUCCAAAUUAACUUAAGAGGCUUCUUAAAAGUCUAGAGAAACUAUUUGAGACACUCUGAGACGUAUUUGGAAACAUUCGGUCGUUGGGUACUCCUGAUUGAAGCAUCUAAGCCCUUACACCUGCCAAUGUGAUCAAAUAAUCAGUCAUCACCACAUCGUUUUAUUCUUUUUCGAAACGUUUGCCCGUGUUGCAAAUCGCUGAUGCAUUGCAUUAGCUUUUUAUAUUUACGGAACUGUGAAAAUGUUUUAAUAGGAUGAAAAACGGAUUUCUAUAAUAGUGAAAAGGAAUUGCAAAAUAGGAAAGACGAAAAAGAGCUUGUAAUUGAAAACAAAUUCGAUGAAAAAAAUAAUAAACAACUUUGUAAACGUCUCAAACAAAUUAUUCAGCAACAAACAAACAUGUACUUUGUCGACAUACAUGUAUCUUUUAAUUGCGAACUACAUGGAACGUAUUAACAUUUUUAAAAGUCUUGCAGUUUGCAUCUCAUUAAGGCUACGAAAAGCAACGAUUUAAAUUUUAUUUCCUUGUUUUAAAGUUUCAUCUGUAUUUAUCCCGUGGGAAGCCUCAAAACAGUGCUCAGUGCCUCUUAAGCCAAAUAUUCACACAAAGAGUUUUCUCACAACAGUCUAGUCUUUAUGGUCUUUUAGGGAGGUUAUUUUUCGUUUUAGAGUGACAACUUAUUCGCUUCAUUAAAGAUUCGAGAUCAGUUUUAUCACAAAAGAAAACACAUCGGUUGUCGUUUUCUAACAGCCUGACUUCCAUACUGUUUUUUGUCUCACUGAAUAAGUAGCUUCCUCUGUGCUUAUUCUCGCUUUUAAUUUCCGUAAAGAUUAUUAAAAACUCUUCACCAAGUGACAACUUUUUCAUUAUCCUCUUAACCACACAUUUUUCAUUUUCUCUGGGUUCACACGGGUCUCCUCAAGGGGUUUCACAGCUUAGGGUUGCAGUGAUGAGGUUGCCGCGAAAGAUCGUCAGAGGGGCAAAAUCGUAUAUUAAGCCUGUUAAAGAUGUUUGAAAACAUACAAUUUCUUUUAGUUUUGUUCGCAGUCUUUUAAAGUAAACAAGCCCCAGGGGGAAGCCAUUUGAAUUGUUCUCGAUUGGUGAGCUUGAAUAGCAAAUGAACGAUCCAAUGCGAGCGUUUAGCGUUCUCUUAUUCGAUAAUCACGGCGCCUUUAAUUUCCGGCAACAAGGUAUGUUUUGAUUUUUCAUCUGCAAAGUUUGAAAACAAUUGGCUUUGCUUGUAUAAUUACACGGAAAAAAUGCAAGUAAACACAGUUGCCAUUGUGGUGUUUCUUUAAAGUGCCAGUUGUGAACGGCCAUAUGUCCAUGCUGUUCCUUUUCUUAACGCUUACUAGGGGAAAUCUUUUUCCAGCAGCAAGAAAGAGAUAAGAGAAACUGGGAAAACUCCAAUCUUUCCUCUUCGUGAGGUAAGUCUUCUGAUUUGUUGGACUGAUAGUAGUUUGUGGUUUAUUAGUUCUUUGAACAAAGAUUCAUGGUUUUUUCUUUGGACAGUAAAAUAGACAGUAGGCAAAAUUCUGAGUAGGGAAAACUUACUGAAUUACUGAUUCAUCGAAGGUAAAUUAAGCAUAGCACGAAAUGUAUAAUUUAAAGGCAAAAAUUAGAAUCAUAAAAUACUUUUUUUUUCUGUUUAUAUUCUUUCGAUGAAGACUUGAAGACAAAUUUAAAAUGUCAAUUGCUUUUUCAAAAAAUGUAAGAAGAAAACUCGAAGCAUCUCUUGCCCCUCUACCGGCUUCGCUGCGCAUCGCAUUAAUCUCUACAAACAAAGAUAACUAAACAUAUUAUAAAAGCCGAAAUUUGAACAUAUGGCUUUCCCUCGGGGAAAACUUCGACUGCGUUCUGUACUAUUUUAAUACCCGGAUGCUGAAGCUUACUUACCCAAACUUUGAAAAUUAAAUGCAGUGUGUAAUUAAGAGCAUCCCUGAACUUAAAGUAUGGUGGAGUAACGAAUGUAAAAAAGAAAUGAUUGAUAUUAGCAUACUUCAUAUCGUCAGUCAGCACGAUACCAUCCAUGUCGCAUGGAUAACUGAUAUCUUUUUCUGCUGUACUCGCCUUUAUAUUUUCUUAUCUACACACGUGGACCAUAAAUAUUUUAGUAGUUUGGAUGAAUGUAUGAUGACAACGAGGGUCUCAAAUUUGACUUAUUUUAAUGAAAUAAUAUGAAGGUGUUUCAAGUAUUUCAAUACGGGCUGUAAUGGCGGGAGAUAUAGUGGUGCGCGGUGAACGCUGAAUGCUUCCAAAAGAAAUACACUUGCGAUUUUAUUUAAAAAUAUUAUAUAUAAGAAACUAAUAUGUAAGAAUGAAAUGUUUAUUCAAGGAAUGGCUUCUUGAUCUUCCGCUUCUUCCGAACUCGAAAAGCACAUGCUUCCUUAUUGGAGGAUGAAAAAAGAUCGCUCGCUUUAAAGGGGCAUGUAGAUGAAAAGGUUUUUAGAAUCUGAUGGUAACAGCAUGUAAAUCUUCCAAUAAGUGACUAUAGACUCAUUUUUCAACCAACUGUCUUAGUUCAUAAAUUUCAUAAAUAAAUUGCUGUGGUAUCAUGACCAGAGUAUUAUAAUUGAAAAAUAAAACAUUUCUAUUUUUCACACAGAAUUUUUUUUUACAAAUGAUCUAAGCCAGUUUGAAUGCCUAAUGCCGAAUGUCCUCAUUUUCGUGUACGUACGGGCUAUAAACCGACUCAAACACUAAUAAAAAAACAAACAAAAAAAAACAAACAAAAAACUAGAAAAAAGGAAAAAAAGAUAGAACAAGAAAAACAAAUCACGGGUUACCCGGUGUUCACUUGCGAUAGCGAUUUACACGGGACAGAGGUGAAAUAAAACUCGUAUAGCCCGACUACCAUGCUGGUAUAGCCCCGGUCCCUAAUGGGGUCUAAGCUGGUAACAGUAGAAAAAUAUUUUAUGGUUCUAUUCAUUUGCUAGAUAUAAGUGUUUUAUUAACUUCCUUGAUUCAUAAUUGUGAGAAUUGAGGACCACCCAUGCAGGAUGUUCAGCAAAACACUUAUAAUAGAGUUCAAUCCACUGUUUUUUAAAUCUCUACAUACUACUUGAUAUACUAUGCACGACGACUAUGUGACAGCUAUAUUUAAGCUUUAUCCUUGAAGCAGAUCAUCUUAGCCUCAGAAAAUUAAGGGAGAAUUCUCACAUCCUAAAUUUGUUAAGUGCGACACCGGACGGAUUCCGCCAGUUCAAACCGAAAACAAGAGGCUAUCAAUCUCUUCCGACUUGUGAAUGUUUUUAGGUGAAAUUAAUCUCACUUUACUUUAGAAAAAUUAAUUACGAAUUUAUUAUGAAAGUUACGGUUACCAGGCAAAAUAUGAAUUUAAUACGAAAUCAGUCUCAUAUGGAUGUGCUACACGACGCACGUUUAUUGUAACUGGGGAAGUGAGAUAACCUUUGGUACAGCCAUUUAGAGAAAACGUCUUCAGCAGCACUUUCAUUUGGUAUGAAUUUUUUGUCUUAGCCUGCGUGGCAGGCGUUUGAAAGGGAAGGGAAAGGGGGUUUUGGGCGAGAGGGAAACUCAGGCUAUUUUUGUCUCAAAGAAUAUUGCAAAUGAAAUUUUGGCUUUUUUAAUUCCGUUCUACCGCAAAGAACGGCAAAGUGUUAUUCUUGAACAAAAGAAAAUGCCAUCUUCUUCAAAUUGUUACUUCUAUUCCAAAUAGUUGCUGGUUUAUUAUUGCAAAAGUUUGUAAUUUCCACACCAAAAAAGCACGUUUUGAUAGCCCAAGGAGAAAUUCCCCUAGAAAUAAAUGACUGGGAGAAUUGCCAGAAAAAUUUCUAAAACGCUCUUCAAAAGAUACCGUUUUGUGGACGUGGCUUAAAUUCCUUGUUACCCCUAACAAGUUAAAAACCAAUUGUAGAACAGCAAAUCAACUCUGACUGAUGUUAGAUUUUUUAGCACCUAAACUGGUGCCAAGGCUAAAAGCGAAGUUCUUGAAUUACAUACUUACAAUUUAUUUAAAGAAAAAAUAGACUUGACAGAAGUCUUGAAACACUGCGAAGAAAUCUUUUAAAUCUAUGCUUAAUAUUAGUUCGAUCACAAACGUGCACGUAAACUGAGCCACUCUAGCAUAAAUAUGUCAAGUGUUUAAACUUUAUCGCGUUUAAUCAAGGGAACGUGCACUAUUUAUCAAAAAUCAUAUUAUUAAUGCCAAACGGCGACGGCACCAGGAAGGGAAAAAAAUCACUAGGUCUAAUUGGUAAAACACAACUUUGCACGUGCAUCGCGCUUUUUUUUAUAAAUUUUUUUUGUCGUCGUCUUUCACGACUGCAAACUUCCUUGUUACAUGUUUUAUGGAUGAAAUGUCGUAUGUGUUCACAAAAGAUUUUGUUGCCAGUUUGUGCUCCUGUUCGCUUUGUUCUUCACUGCCACUCAUUUUCACCCUGCUGGUUGCUAGCAUUGCACAAUUUCUUACCGCAGUUACAAAAAAUUUCUUGUUGUUCUCGCAACGAAAUACGUCUCUUUUUGUUUAUCUCUCGCUUUAGCUCUUUCUCUGUUAUCCACGUCAGUAUAGACACAAUGAAAACUAAGUCGAAUAAAGACUCGGCUUUCUUGUCUUUUUGUCUCUAGGUCCGCCAAAACGUACUGGUGGUUGAAAGAGAAAUUUCAUAGUAGCUUACAUGUAGGGGCGGACUUACGGACGGCCGACGGACGGACGGGUAGUCACGUAAGAGCCAAAAUUUCUCACUGCUAUAGGUUACCAUUGUCUCUUACCCAGUGUGCACCGCUACCAAUCCACAAUUUUUACUUGCUACGACGACCACGCGGCCCCAUUCAUAUUACCUAGGGCAACACCCCCGGGGUUGACCUCAUAAUGUUCGUUGGAUUGAGAGUGGUAACGUCUGUAGUCUGAGUGCAAAAUGUAUGUUGUGUGUAGCCUGUUUAUAGACUGCAGAUUCUUUACAAGUUUAAGCCGGAUACAGGCCGACUGACUUGACUAACCUAUCGUUUUUCGGAUCUUAUCGGCUGAACGUUUGAAUUAUUUACCGUAUUUAAUUCCUCCUAAUAAUAGCCGUCCCUUAAUUAAUCGCCUCCCCCGAAUAAUCGCCCCCUGCUAUUAUUCGAGGAAAUACGGUAUAUGAAAGAAAAAUUAAUGACUAUCCCGAUUUUCCAUCCAGUUAGAGAACCCAGCCAUUUAACUUGGAUAGAUAAAUAAAAUAAAUUUCAUAUUUGUAAAAUUAAAAGUUGAUUUACUGGUUUUAUAUCAAUGUGGGUGAAAUUCAUUUAAGAUAAGGAAGUGUAGCGUGUGGAAUGACAUGCCUGACCUUGCCCGCUUUAAGUGUUUGGAAUGUUCAAGGCUGAUUAAGAUUUACUAAUGGCAAAGAAGAUUUUGUUCGGCAAAGAAGUCUUUCAGGCAGCCCAGACACUCACAAAAUAGACAAAACGAAACUCACACAGUUACGUUUUCACUCUAAGAUCGGAUCGGAGAAGUCCUGUCUUCACCACGGUACGUACAAAUCAACAUUAGAAGUGCAGCUCUCUGUCGUUCCUUAGUACCCAGAGAGACCGUUUCACACUGAUUUUUUAUCUUACCGUGAGAGAUGGGAUAUGUGUACGUGUGUAGGGAAGGGAGGGGGUAGUGUAUGGAGAGGGCAUGAUGUGGGAUUGGUGGGUUGAAAGUGCUAAAAUCGACCAUGUCUCCCGCGCUUUUGCCGAUGCCAAUGGAAAUGGUAGAUAAUAUUGCUUAAAAGGAGAGACAAAGGGAAAAAAUAUUUAAAACAAUUACUUCAAUUAUUCAAGUGACUAGAAAAAUGAGAAUUUAAACAGCUAAUUGGAAACUUAUGGAGGUAUUAAAUUGUACUUUUAGCGUCAAAACAAUUAACCUACAGAAAAUAGAAAUCAAAGAAGGAGACCAUUAGUUAUCUACCACCGCAUUAACUCACGUUGAAUGUGUAUGCAAUUUCCCUGUUGACAGUUCAGUUAAGUCUUCACAGGCUAAGGUUAAUGUUUUUGUUGUUUUGAAUCGCUGUUGAAUUUAUGUUCGUGACCAGAAGAGAUAAUUACUAGAUUGGCUUCAGUGCUGUAACGGUGGGGUGGUAGAAAAUACGGAUGUUCGGUGGAAAGAGUGUUAAGUCUGAAAACUCUGAAAAGGAAUGCGAAUUUGAAAAUUCAGCACUUGAGGGGGCUCUUGAAGGUUCGCAAUUCUAUCCAGGUCUCAGCAAAUUAGCUGAUCAAAAGAUGCUCCUAGACAUGUGGUGUGCAAAUUUUUGUGGUACCAAUGAGCACCAACUCUUGGUGGUACACAUGAUCACUAAAAGGGCCGUUUAAAAAUCGUAUUGUGGUUCCCCCCUAAUUCACGCUCUGAUAUCAUGUUAUUUAGUAAUCUUCGCUUGCCCGACCCUCUUCAGCAGCUGUUUUCUCCCCCCACGAAACAUGCAUCGGCUCCGGGGGGGGGGGUACUCGAUAUAUCCUUGGGUGGGGAGGUGCGGCUCGGCCCCUCAUACCCUGACCCUGUUUAAGACAGAAUUCCGAUUUUUGAUACCCAGUUUAAGACAUUCGUAGAACAUAAGCGCAGGCUGUUUAUCGUCUAAGAACAUGGUUAUAGGCUCCUGUCUUAGAAAAGAUACCCAGUUUAAGACAAAAAUUGAUAAAAUCGAUACCCUGUUUAAGACAAAAAUACCGAAAAACAAUUCCGAUUUUUGAUACCCAGUUUAAGACAUUCGUAGAACAUAAGCGCAGGCUGUUUAUCGUCUAAGAACAUGGUUAUAGGCUCCUGUCUUAGAAAAGAUACCCUGUUUAAGACAAAAAUUGAUAAAAUCGAUACCCUGUUUAAGACAAAAAUCCCGAAAAACAUACCCUGGCUGGCCGCACGUACCCAUUAAGCCCUUUUAAAGGAGUACCCCCCGGGCAUCAGCUGCACUUUAGGGAUGAACAUUUCAAUGACUAGUGUUUUGAAUCACACUACAAAGGUUUCAUACACAACUGCUACGUAGUUUUAGCGAAUAUAAAGUGAGAUGUGUUUAAAAAUAACAACAAGAAAUAGAAAUGCGAAUUCAAAUGCAUUUCAAGAAAUUUUUUGUUUGCGCUCUAAUCUAAGUAAUUAAGACAUAAUGGCUAAAGGCCAGGUUUGAUUAAUUCCUAUUUAAAUGGCAAUGCAUUUACAACAGUUAAAAGGGAUGCAAAGUUCUAAACGAGGUAUAUGAAAGGGGUACCAUUUGUCAAUAGAAGGUAUACGAAAGGAGUACCUUUUUCGUGAAAAAUAGUAUAUGAAAGGGUAACGGGUAGGACCUCGGGGCGGUGCCUCGCCGUAUAAAAAUUUAUUGAGUAACCCCCCCCCCCCGGGUCUGUUGCUUUGUCAGUAUUAGGGAAGUUUGACUGCAUAUAGAAUCCCGAUUUCUCGAAUACUCGGGUUUUUUUGGAAUUUUCCGAUAAUCCGAACCUGAAACCUAACUGUUCACUUCACCGGUCAAACACUGUAGUGUCUGUAAUUUUUCCCCACGAUUUUUCAAACCUACGGCACUGAAUAAUUGGAACCAACCUGCUUCGAAAAAUCGGGAUUUCAUUCUAAUGUCAAAUAUUUUGAUCGCAAGAACGAUUAUGGCUAAAAAAAGAAAAAGAAAGAAAGAAAUUGGAUUUCCGUGACAAAACGGAUCAAGACUGAAGGUCAUAAUAAAAAGCUCUACCAAACGAAAUUUGAGUUCUGGAGAUGACAACCUUGUCACAAGAGCUUAAUUUUGAGAGAACCCAGGACUGAGAGUUUACAACAAAAAGCUAUUAAUUAUAAGUUCUAAGAAUCUUGACUCUGUUGGAUUAUGGUGAUAGCCUUUUGAUAGAGCCAGUCUAUCUUUAUGACCCUGACAGAUGCCGUGGAUCACAACGAUGAACCCUUCUAGGAUGAUCUGCGCCCUUCACGCGCAGACGCUCAGUCGGUUAUGAUAUAGUAUGGCCCUUUCCUUCGCUGGGUGAUACAUAUCCGUUCCACCGUAAGAUGAAGCAUCAAGUUGCUUCAGUACUUAUCGAACUCUUUAGCACUUUAUUAGAUCAAUAAUCUGAUUUAAUAAACUUUGGCAAACCAAAACAAUACAGUAACAGUGUCAUUUUGAAACGUCAAGGUUACAUCGAUAUAAAAAUCACCUCUGGAUCAUAUUAAACAGAUCAAAAUGAUUACCGUCAAUAUCGCGAAUUUUAAUUCGCGUAAUCAUGUUGAUGGUAAACAGACUUAGAGCGGCGUAGAUUUGCAAAGUAAUUGUCUUAAAUAGAGCUAGUUUAGAGUGACGUCAUCAAUGCCAAGGGCAUCUUUCAUGAAGCGUUUUCCCGUUUCGAGUGACACAUCUUUCGCAUGACUCGCUUGGCGAUUCAUAACCGUCAACAUGAUAUCUCUGUACAUACAUCCCGACUCUCGACAUGAUGGUGAAUUCACUGGAUUUUAUGGACACCCCGAGAUAAUGCUUCGCUGAAUACACAGGUAUUCGACUUAACAUUGUUGUAAAAUCGGUGCUAGGAAAGAUCAUUACCAUUACUAUAAAUCAACAGAACGAGACAAAUAGUUUACCGGCGCGGAUCCAAAUAUUUCUCCUCCUUAUUAUAAGUGUUGUUUACGCUUUCUUUCUUGCCAUAUAAGACACAAUUUGAGUUCAAGUAGGGUUCAUAUUUUGUGUAAACCGCGGCCAGGACACGCUAAUAACUUACAAUCACAAGCAUGUUGCAAAGUGUCAGAUCUCGGCUUGUUUCAUUUCAAAUGCGAACAUUUGUCUUACGUAGUUAAACUGUUUGUGCGAACCGUUUUUAAAGUGAAAAAUGAAACGAAGAAGUUUGUUGCUAUUUUCAUAAUCUACUAGAGGCGAGACUAAAGGGAUUUAGAGGUCCUUCUGAUGUCAAUGUUUCCCUUCAGUUACGUUAGCUCGGGAUUUAAAUAUAUCAUUAAUCAAUUUAAUGAUCCGGCAAACGAGACAAGCCGAGACAAACAUAGUAGUAGAUUAUACGCUAAAACAGCAGCUUAUAUCGAAGACUUUAGCAAAUUUUCAACACUCUAGCUUAUUAACUAAAUGUUUAUUCAAACAAUUGUGAGUUUGAACUAUUGACAAUAACAAUAGUGUGUCAAAUGCUUUAAUUUAUUUCGCAACAAGGGAACAGUUGUCGCCUUCGAAAUUUAUUUUUGUUCACAUAAGAAAUGCAUAUCAACCCUUUUUAUCUCAAAAUAUCAUUGUUUGUAGUUUAAAGCUUUGCUGUAUUUAUUAUUUAGUAUGCCAGGAGUAUAGCUGUGAGAAUUUCUUAAUAAUCGGGCUCGAUCACUUUUCGCUUGCGGAGAUACAUACUAGACGGUAUUUUGUUAUUUCCUUGGUACCCUAUCUAUACCACCAGGGAAGGUUUUGUGUCCAGCGGUUUAAGUGAAAACAAGGUUUUGUGGGGGUUACUCAGUCUCGCGAAACCUCCUUUAGCCAAUCUUAUUUUGCAUUUGCCAUACCAUGUAUCCGGAUCUAGGUCUGUAAAAGGUUUUUUAUUGCAUCGGAAAUAAAACCUUCUAAAUCCCGUUAUUUCAAGUGGUGUCGUCGGCGAACCUGACACUUUCUUUUUUAAGCAUAAUUCAAAAUGGUGUUUCUAAAUAUGGUUUGAAAAGGAUAAAACUCAACAGCGCAGCGGAAACCUUGCGCCAAGGACCGCUGAAAUACUUCUUGGAGCUUUCUUUUAAAUAGUUCAGUAAACUGAAGAAUAUUAUCGGGUCACAAAUUCUAAAGUAAGAGCCACACAAUAAUUAGCAAAACAGACGUUGUGGGUAGAGUUUCGCUUUUAGACUGAUAUGCUAUUUCAUGUGGGACUCAAACUGAGCUCAUGUCAUACAUUUAAUGCUCUUUUGAAGGUCAAGCUCAUGUUUCUUCUUCUUUUGAAUGAAAUGAAAAAUUGUGAUGAUUUCUUCCAUUGUUUAUGGUAGGCCGUAGUAAAGAUGGACCUCUUUAAAUCAAAUUAGGAUGGGCUUCUGAAAUUAACUAAUGGCGUUUAAGUCGGUCCUGUGUUUGAAAUGACUAACUAUACCUUCGUAUAAAGAACCUUUGCUUCGGUACAAGUCUCACUCUCACAGACGUCCCCCUCUCCUCAGAAAAAAUCGGUGAGAGAGAGUCUGUCUCCUGCCACUCGGGCUACAAUCAGGGGCAUCCAACGACUGUUUCACCCUAAAUAUAUUGAAAACACUAUUUAGGCUAACCUGGGGAGUAAAAUGUGGAAAAUUCAGAUAAAAUUGUACUCGAAUGGAACGGUCAACUAGAAAUUUUUAGAAAAUUCUAGGCAAUAGUUGCCUCUCCGAACAGAUAUUUUACAGAAAACAGUCGUUGGGGGUGCCCCUGUGUUGAAAUUUCAAUUUCCGGUGCAGUGGUACCACAUCAGACCUAACAUUUUAGCUUGAAUUGAUAUGAGCGCGCUGCGAAUACCGACACAUGAACACAAUAUACUUUCAGCUUGAUGGUACUUCUGAUCGUCAACUUUUGCCCAGGAGGAAUUUGAAACGUUUAUGUAACGUGUAAGUGUUCGUUGAACUAUUUUUACACACUUGGCGUGACUUUUCUAAUUGGGCGGACUAAUCAUAUCAAUCGUUGAAUUGUCACUUUGCCGGCACAUUUGCAAUAAAAUAGAUCAUCGUCAAUUAGUGUUAACCGAAAAACAAUAACAAAACAAUCUUCAGUUUUUGUUCGUUCGGGUCUGUGUGGUUUUGGUAUUGGUUACAAAAUUAUCCCCAAGACCAUUUAUAGCGAAAUAUACGAAAUCUCCUGCGCUCAAGGUCCGUGCAAAUCCGAUGGCGCUCCAUUUUGUUUGUUGAUGAAGGAGUUGAAAGUUUCGUACGUGCUGCUAUGCAAAUGAUGUUUUAACCUUUUUGUUUUUGAUCUUUUAUUGAGGAGCUGUCAGCCCUGGCUCGAUCUCACGCUAAGUUUCAAUCACAUUUAAAUGUAUCUAUUUUCUAUGCUUUUAUUUUCGUUUUAAGCACUUUCAUUGUUUUGCUUUUUAACGUAAAUGGACUCCCACUAAUGGUUUUUUUUUUCCAUCAAAAGAUACUUAGACUUGAAAGUCACGAACUUUCGUGUAAACUUAUUUGACAGACUUAACAUUUCAGUAUUGUUUAACUUAUAGCAGCGUGAGUAUUUGAAUAAGGUUAAGUUUUAUGUAAAUGCCAGGCCUAAAUAUCAAUGUCAUAAAAACUCUUUUCAUUGCCGACCCUAAGUGUCCUAAGUGAGACUUUGAUUUAUGGAAAAAUCGUGUCAUACAAGGCUGUGAGAAAUCCCUAUUGAAGGCCAAUUGAGUCGUAAGUUAGUACUUUGUGAAUAGACUAGGCUAAAUAAUUUAAGUUCAAGACACAUUUGAAGGACUCUGUUUCUCUGUAUAAAUAAAUGCUUAUUCUGGUGUAUAAAGUCAAUCAGAGGUUACAGAUUACAUUAAAAAGAACGCUUGACCUUUUUAUUACUUUUUUGUGUGGUUUGCCUUAGCAUUCCUUUUUGUAUACACGUCUUCAAAAUGCUAGCUAAUAACUAAAUAAAGGCUUCAUAGAUACUUGAUGUGUGGUUUUUCUGUUAACUGCCACAAAAACCACAAACUAACUUUUGCUUUACCGCCUUUUAGCCGAUCAUUUAAAGCCUACUGAUGAACAUUACGCGGAGUACAGUGCAGGGAGUCACGUUUAUUCUAGGAAUGUUAUUUUUUCCUUAAAAUUACACCUUUUUAUUACGUGCAAUAUAGGAAAUGACGAAUCGGUAUUAAGGGAGUUGUGUCACAAUUUUUCUUUGGUAUUGCUUUUAGACCCUCAAACACAUUUGGAUCAAAGCCUGAAAAUCUAAAAGACAGUUUGUUUAAGUUUGUUUAGACUUACUCCUCUACUCUAGUAGAUUGCAAAACAGCCUUUUUUUGCCUGAAGCGAUGGUGAAUGGCCCUGAAAAACCGAUUGUUUUGCAGUCUACUACUAAACCAAGACAAGUUCAUUUUUUUGACCGUCACCACGUAAGUGGGCUGCAACUUAAAAAAAAAAGUCUAAAAUGGGUCAACGUUUGCCAAGUGGACAAAUUCCAAGAAAGAUCAUGUUAUGUUUCUCGUUUGGGAAAAUCGUUUCAUAUUUUUUUCCUUUAGAGUUCCAUUUAUAAGCUUAAAUGUUAGCUAAGUUUUGACCUAAAAAUGCAUCGUAAAUGUAGCAUGACUGCUUCUCUGGAAUCACCUUCCCUUGGCUGGUACAGAUGACGCUACAUACCAGUUAAUGAAUGUGCUACCUUAAAUGAUUAUUUAUUUAUUUAUUUUUUUAUUUUAUAGUUGGUAUCGAAUGGAUCGAUGUGGCCGAUCUUUUGUCUGACUGUACCCCACUUUGCUUUUCACAAAAUUUCAUUCUCAUGAGAAACGUAACUCUCUCUGGUCACAGAAAGACACAAAGCGGGACCAAACUUAAACGUGAUGUUUGGUCGACCUUCAACAUCAAAAGAAACCUUUUUCAACCUAGCUUUUAUGCAAAGGUCUUGGCGGGCUAAUCAUAAAACAACAUGCCAGGAAAGGUGUGCGAAAAUACUAUGAAGGCUGAAGGGGUGAUAAGGAAGGGAAAAGCAUGUGAGUUUGAUAUCUCAUUGAAAGAUGAGAAACACGAGUGAGCUUUACAAAUGUAUAAAAUAACAAACUACAAGGUCAAAGAAGGAACUAUGGUAGACCUGGGCAUUUUGUCUCUUUACACAUCAUUUUAAAUUUCACUAUUCAUUAUCAUUGUCAAGAAGAGAAGCCGGCACAUCACUUAUCUUUGACACUCGACAAACGUUUUCCUGCUCUGAUGUCAGGACAGCAUGCUCCUUUAAAAGAUUAACAAAAUUUUGAAGGAAAAAGAAUCACCAUCCUCACCUCAGUUUAAAGAAAUGCAAAGCUCUUUUUUGCCAAAAAAAGAAAACAAAACAGAAACCAAACAAAUCAAACAAACAAACAAUAGCACCACUGACUGCCUUCAGGCCCUCCUCGCCAAAUAGUUUACUAGGUGAAUUUAUUUAUGAAUUUAUUGAUCUAUUUAUUAUUUCACCGCCUUUAAGGGAAAUGGCUUUGGCAAAACAAUUUUCUUUUUCGUAUAUGGCUUCUAAAACUUAAGUUGCAGGAAAGGUUUUUUAUUUUAUUUGAGAUUUUUUUUAUCGUAGUAAUUUAACAUGACCAGGCCAAAUCGGACGUAACGAUCGACUGGGUACCGCGUGUUUUGUUUGUCGGUAAGUUAAUUUGAGAACUAUAGAAUGAUGCAGUUUCUCUAUUUUUGAGUGUUAGUAGAUUUGGAGUUUCAGUAAUUUGAAUCUCGAGAUUUUUCUUCUUCUUUCUUUGUUUUAUUUUAUUUAGCGAAUUUCAUCUACUCUUGUUAAAUUACAGGCAGAAAAAUUAAUAAUGAAUUAAGUCUGCUAUGCAGCUAUUGAGUAAAAUUAGGGGCUUGAAGUCUCGAUCUUGAAGUAUCGAUCCUUAUGUUCCGUUUCGUGAGAAAAUUACAACCAUUAUAAAUUACCAAUAGAAAGACCGAUGGAGAUGAUACUAAACAAGUACGUAUACAUCUCAGUGAACGUCUCCAUCAUCCCAUCGCUUUUCAUAUGCAGGAGUUCACCCUCUUUGAAUACAUGUAUUGAGGACGAUGUGAAUAAAAUUUGCAACGGAAGCUCAUUAACCAUACUGUCAAAGACCCGAAAAAUGGAAAGUCUGCUUUUUGUAAUUCGUCGUUAAAGAGUUUGCACGAAACAGUUCUUCAUUCACUACUUUAACUUUUGCAAAAAUAUUACAGGUAGACGAAUCUCAUACAACGGUUAACAGCUUCUUCUUCUUUUUUUAAACCUUGUGUGACGACAACAUUUUAAUAUUUCAGUCGUUCAAUAUAUCGUGCAAUGGAAUAUAAAACCGGCAGACAAGUGCAAAAUUUGUCCAUUUAUAAUUAUAACUAUUGUUCCGGUUAUCUAAAAAUAUAAAUACUAGUCUGUUUAUCUCCAUUACCUAAAUUAUUUUACUUGUUUCUCUCAUUUUUGUUAAGACCGCUUAGCCAUUUUUCAAUUAAACGUUUUAAAAAACUCAUUUGGAAGUUUAUCUAGAACGUGGGAGCCUCUAAUUUCCACCCUUGCCAAAUAUUCUUUAAGAAAAAGAAAGUUUGUGUUGUUUUUUCACAACAUAGGUGACGCACUCUCUGAAAUAUAACUGCGAAAAGGAAAAUGUCCCCCCGGGAAAGUCCCCUGAUCUUCGACUGCGUUCCUGCUGCGUUUGCUGAUCCAUGCAGUACAUUUUGUACUGUAGGUAAAUUUGCUUUCCGUCAUGAAGGAGGUCUCUCUUUGUGAACUUUUUACUCUGAAAAUAAAUAGAACCGUUUGGCUUAUCCUUUGUUUGUUUGUAUGCUUUUCCUCUUACCAUCUGCUUGUAGAAAAUACUAAUUCAAAAGUUAUCAACUAGUCGAUACGGCAUCAGCAAUAUUCAGUCACCUCGGGUUAUUUUUUUAUCUCAUCAUCUCAAUGGAAAUAUGUUUUAUGGUACUUUCAAAGGUAUAGUUCUUCAGUAGGAAGUUUAUUUAAUGGUGCUUUAUCCGGUAUGAUUUUUCAGUCAUUGCUCUGACUUAAUAUCUAUUUACAUGCAUGAUGGCUGCAGCAAUAAAGAACCUUGAAGUCGGCAGGCGAGCGCGUUGAACAUAAUUAACAUAAUUAACAUACUUCUUACCGGGAGCGGAAUGUUUAAUGUGCCCAAUAUUUUCUUCAAUUGUACGGCUCUAAUUUGCCCUUUCAUCUUUUUUAUUUCAUUGAAUUUUAACUAUUUUUUACUUUUUUCAGGCAAAGAUCAGAAGCGGUUGCUUUAAAAGAAAGCGAAUUUAAGAAAAUUCAAACCAGGAUAGUAAAUUCCUAAUUUUGGAGAGGAGGAAAAAAAAUCACAAUCAUUUCGUCGACAUAAUCCCUGCGUUGAAAGUUUUUUGCUAGUAAUUUACCGCGACACUACAAUAACAGUUAAUUUCCAGAAACUUGAAAUUUAACUGAUUUAUAUUCUAGGCCAAUCCGUGAGGUUAUCAGUUCCGCCAGCUCGGGGAUAUUUCAAGGUUGAUAUCAUGUUCACUUGCGAUUAACGAAAGACGUUCAAAUGGCUCUACGAACUCUAGGAUUGUUUAUAUUUUACGCGUUCCUUCUCCAUAUUCCUUCGCCGAGCUCGGAGGAAGUCAAACUUGGCCUUCUGAUCCCAUUUAAACGCACCAAUCGUCUUGGCAACUCUUUUCAUCGCGGACAAUACUACGCAUCUGCCAUGAGCAUUGCUGUCGAUGAUAUAAACCGAAGAUCCGACUUGUUGCCUGGUCAGAACGUCACGUUUAUCUGGAAUGACACAGACUGCGAGGAGGAAAAGACUCUACAAGCGAUUGUGUAUCAACUGACGCAGAGAGUAUCAGCUUUCAUAGGUCCGGGAUGUAGCUGUAACACUUCUGCGAGGAUGGCCGCCUCGUUUAACAAGACCAUGAUUUCGUAUGUAAGUAGCUCCGUCACUUUAUUUAUACCAUAAUUAUAACCGGUGUGUGAUCAGUACCGUAUCUGAGUCCCUUUAGGCUUUUCAUUCUCAGAAGCAAUUUUGCAGAAAUGUUUGUUAAUUUUAAUUUUUACAUAUUUGGACGAAAUCCUAUCGGGAGACCAAUCGAGUAAAAUCCCAAGCGCAGAUUUUUCGCAUGCAACUUUUUGUUUUUCUUUUGAUUAGAUCCGCCUUUCAUUAAACUGUAAUUUACGACACUUUCGGUAUGAAAAUUGAUAUUGGAGGACAUUACCAUAAUCGCUUUGCGAUCGAUUAUGGUCUCUCGUAGAAAAGGAUCCCCGAAAAUAUAGACCACCGUGGUUUUAUUAUAUGAAAUUUAGACAGUAAAACUGUACCCUCAAUAUGUCAACUGAGCAGAUAAGCAAGAAAAACAAAGGGAAAAAAAAGGAAUAUAAAAUUUAGUGCUAUUUUUUUUUCCGGUCGGACCAUCGUGUCUUCAAAGUAGGCAAAAAUGGCCCUUCUGCAAUUUUAUUUUUAUUAUUAUUUUUUUUGUCUCAAUGAAAACCGGUUGUUCAAAAUUUAAACUACUUACCCGGCUUUUCAUUUAACCAAUGGUCGGGGAGAACACUGCAAAAGACAUAUUUUAAAUUGACCAUGUUGACAGUCGUAACAAUAGUAGCCUUGAAUUAAUGCACAAGUUUUACCUUGAAUUUCUUGCUUUUGUUUUAUUCUUCAAUAUAUUACGAGCGUAUCAUGACAUAGUACAUGAAGUGUUCAUUAUUUAUUAUCUUGGACAGAAUUGAAGCUUAACACCAGAUGUAGCCAGAAAAGAUGUGUAAUCCUGGAUGAUUAGAGGCUUUACUAGCGGGGCAUGCCUCUUUUAAAACCCUUGACGCUACUCUAGAGCAAAAUUAUAUCUUGGAUCCCAGUUGUUAAUCAUAAAAAGUCUGCUUCCUUUAGAGUUGCCAAGGAUUUUUGUAUGAAGGAAAUAUUUGUAAAUUCUCUCCGGCAAAUCGGGGAAACUGUCACAAAAAACCGAUAUUUGUUUUACAGAUCUUUUAACUUUUAUCCCAAACCAUUGAGAAGUCGAUUUCAAAUUAAUCAAAUAGUUCAAACCCGUAUUAUAAAACAUCAGCGUCUUCUGUUAAAGGCGUUGUGACUUAACAGACGACGCUAACGUCUCAGACCAAAUGCGUCAAGUAAAAAAAACAAAAAAACGGGACUUUCGACUGAGAUGAAUCUGUGUUUAGUCUUUUUUAUCAUUUUACAAAAGUCUGUGGGUUUUUUUCUAUGAGGUUGUCCUUUUUUUACACCACACGACUUUCAAGUCUCAUGAAACCGCGUUAAAUGCGUUUAACGUCUUUAACAUAAACACGGCCAAAUUUGCUCAAUCAUUGGAUAAAUCGGUAACAUCAUAUCGGUAAAGAACUAAUGAAUUUUUUGUUUUAUUUUAUCCUUCACUUUCAAAUCAAUAGAUGUGCAGUAAUCCAGAGCUGUCGUACAAAAAGCUGUAUCCAACCUUCACUCGUACGUUUGCCGUGGAUACUAAACUUACUCCAAGUCUUCUGUCGCUGCUAAAUUAUUUUGACUGGAAAAGAGUUGCAAUUAUUUACGAAAACGUAACAAAGUGGAUAGAAAUGAAGAAUAACAUGGUGAAACGUUUGAGGGCGAGUGGAAUAACCGUGGCUCUGGAACUACUGGCUCAUGCGACAUCGCAAUAUAACCCGGGAAAUCACACUGAUUAUUACAGAGAUAUCAUGAAAAAAAUUAAACAGGAAGCUCGGAGUAUGUCUUUAUGAUACUUUUAGUUUAUAAACAAGCAGGAGUGUUUAUGACGUUUUAAAACACGAUCUGCGAAUACUGUAUGUGAACUCAAACCUUUCUUACCAUUUUAAAUGAAUGAUAUUCUUUUUCUUUAAGUGAACCUUAUUCGAUCUUGUUAUUGCUGUUGUUUUUUUUACUUUUCGUCGCGAAAGUUGUAUUUUAUCACAUUUAAAGACUUAUUUCUUUUACAUGACAAAAAUGUGGUUUUAUUAAUUGUAUUAAGUUAAUUUCUUGUCGAUUUUUCAUUUCUUUUUUUUAUUGCCACUGUAUUUUCUUUAUAAUUUAUUAAUGAGUUUUUGACGGCAGUAAAUUUUACACAUGAAAUUUCCACACGCACUUUACAUCUAUGAAUCAACGUAUGCGUAUUUGACGUAAUAGGGAAUGUUUUUAAUUUGUAUAGGCGAAUAUGGCGUGAUCUUUUGGUUUAAACAAGAGAAGAUUACGUGACUGUAGAAAAUUUAAUACGAUUUUCAAAAUCUAAAUCGAACCGGAUUUCACCUCCGAGAAAUCCGUCCUCAGGAUGGAUUUCAAUUAAGAAAUCCAAAUCCGGAUUUUUUGGAUUUUCCUUUUUGUCGUUCGAUUGGGAAAUCCGAGAAAGGAUUUGCUAAACUGUUCUCGUGAACAGCGGACUAUCUUGUGCUAAUUAUGCGUGCGCAUACAAGACCGCUGUUCCUAAGGACAGUUUUUCAAAUCCUUCUCGGAUUUCCCAAUCGAACGACUAAAAGGGAAAUCCAAAAAAUCCGAAUUUGGAUUUCUUAAUUGAAAUCCACCCUGAGGACGGAUUUCUCGGAGGUGAAAUCCGUUUUCGGAUUUCGGGUUCGAUUGGGAAAUCCGGAUUUAGAUUUUGAAAAUCUAAAUCCGGAUUUCCCAAUCGAACGCACCCAUUGUUGAGCUCUUCGAGGACAAUGUUAAUACAUGUCUUUAGAAAAAUACAAAAACGACAAAAACAAAAGCAAAUGGAUUCUAAUACGCCUUGCGUUUUAAAAAAGCGUUUUACCGACCAUAGAAGACGUUGCUUCUUGGAGUGUUUGUGUUUAAAUCAUCACAUGAACUGAUUUAAGUCAUUUUUUAAUCUUUUUUUCUUUUCAGUUGUAGUAUUUGUAACCGAUCUCCAUAUAGCUCGGGAAGGAAUGCUGCACGCAUACGACGAAAAGAUGAUCAAUGGCGAUUACGUUUUCAUAAUUUUCGAACUGGAUCAAGCACAAGUAGAGGUUUACUCUAAUCGGCCCUUUAAGUGGUUUUUCAGCAGUUAUAAAGACACUCUUAAUCGUUAUCAUCACGUAAAUGAUGCAUUCCAAGCCGCUUUUGUCUUGGCUAUCAAAAGUCCUUCAUCGAAAAGCUACGUGAAUUUUACUGAGGAGUUAAAAAUUCGUUCUCGGGAUGAGCCCUUCAACAGCUUAGUGUACACUGGAUAUCUGUGGACGGAUAAUAAAAAGUUUCCCGCUAAUAAAACCAAGGUAAGAUAUUGAUUUUACAAGCUAUGACCAGGGCCUUCUUUAGUUAGAAUGUGCUUAAUGCAUUUCCUCACAGUUUGUACUACCGAAACAGGUAGAGAAAGAUACCAUGACAGUUGAUUUUUGUGCCAGACGUUAACGACUUAGCUCACGUGGCUUGGUUUGUGAAGCCAAAAAGGUGAACUUGCGAGGUCACAUACCUUUUAUAUUGCUUACUUUGUUGUUCGUGCUUCUGAGUUAUAAAGCCAUAAAGAGCUGCAACCAAAGGGAGUUCCAUCGAUUGACAUUUCCGCGAACGAAAAUUCGCUGUUUUUGGUUGACAGAGAACGCCAUUUUUGGUCUUAGCCUACGAAACGCUCAGGAAUGUAACCACGUGAGUUUAGCGUUUUGCUUUGACAAACAAGCGACGUGACCUAAGUCGUCAAAGUUGGCGACAAGGUCAACGGUAGCGAGUGUCUUUGACUUUGCUCUAAAAAAAUAAAUUAGGAAGACCAGAGUCUCUCUACGUAUGAGAUCCGUGUUCCCUGAAAAAUCUAAUUCACAACGUAACAACAGAAAUGACAAUCGUGGACAAAAGAAAGUCACCAAGUCCCAGCCACUGCCAUUGCACACCUGAGCCGCCUCAGAGACUUCAGCUAGCCUGGGUACUCAAGUUCAACUCCAUAAUUAAAGGGCUGAUUGUUUGGGUAAGAGGCAUUAACAUAUGUAGAUCGAUAGCAAAGACUCCUCACUGACUGUAUCGGUAACUCAAUGAAUACCAGAAACUCAUUGUCGAAUCUGACCCUUACAUUACAUAAGAAUUCAUUUUGAUGGUUUAGCAUUAAAGCGCUGUUACGUCAAGCAAGUUUUCUUGCAACUUGUUUCCCAGUUUUGUCUCAAGGCAAGUUGCAAGAAAGAAUUGACCAUGAAGAGCACAAUGUUACAUUCCUUAUCACGAACAACGUGAACAUUAGCAAGCGUUACACUAAGGCCCAGUUCAGACGUGGUGCUUCUGCCGUGCCGAACUAAAUUCAGGAAUUAAGUUCGACAAAAGCACGGUAGAAGCACGGCGUCUGAAUCAAACUUUUGAAUUAAGUUCGGCAAGCAAUUAAGUUCGACAAGCGCUGCCGUGCUACACGGCUCUGGCACGGCAGCCGUUCAAACGUCGUGCUUCUGCCGCGCUAAGCAAAAUAUUUCCCCGAUUCUGAUUGGCUAAAAGCACACGUUUAAUUCACCAUAACCAGUUACUGAUGACCAAAUUUAGAAGAAUUUUGAAUUUAACGGGAAAAUGACGUCAAAAAUGCAGCGUUUUCGAAGGUUAAGGCACCGUUAACCGAGAAGACCUGGUUACGAGGUUGAGUUGUUUUAGUGUGAACUUGAAAAAAUGGCGGACAUUUCACUCGUUUCAAGAGUAAGAACUAGGCAAAAAAGUAGCUAAAAACAUGGCAAGAACAACAAGAAGAUAACUCAAAGGGCGACAUCUGCUAUUUGGAGAAUAUUUGCGGAGCUGGACAAACCUAAACGUACACUAUCGAAGAUGAACUAAAAUCAAUGGAUCGAUGGAGGUAAGCAUGUUUUAGCUAUGUUUUUAAACUAGGAACUAUUUUGAAUGAAUAAUAAAACAGUUAUUGACUUCGGCUUUCGUAUCAUAUGAAGAAUUAUGGAGAUCUCGGAGGGUGUUAUCCACCUCGGCCUGCGGCCUCGACGGAUAACACCCUCCUCGAUCUCCAUAAUUCUUCAUAAGAUACUCAGCCUCAUUCAUUAACUGUUAAUUAAUGUAUUUUGGCGAGAUUGCGUUCCCACGAGGAGUUAGGAGGAGAAUUGUUACGAGGUAUCAGUAAAUCCUGAAUUUGGUUCGACUCUGGCACGACGCCUGAAUCAAAGUUGUUUUCCUGCCGUGCUACCGUCGAACCGAAUUAAGUUUAACAAUUAAGUUCGGCACGGCAAAAGCACGACUUCUGAACUGGGCCUAAGUUACACUUUUUGCUAAUGAUUACCGCAACAUAAACGUUGCUGAGCUCAUAUUCAUCUCGGGGUUGCGUUUCACUUAGCACAAAGUCUCCUGCAACUUGUCUCGUAACCGCGAAACUAAAUUGGAGACUAGUAAAAUGAAUCAAUAGGGACCUUAUGAAACUACGAUGGUAACAGGAACAUCAAAAAACACAAUGGGUGUAGUGAGCAAAACAACAACUCUUCAAAGGCAUCACGAUUUUUUGUCAAUUUCUUUGCCUGCUACUACUGUGGCGUGAAAUGAUACCAUUUCAAGUCCUUUUGGAACGUUCGUGAACAGCAAGGCAAUAAAUAUUAAUGUAUCUUUCUGAGCUCGGACGUGAUCCUCUCUCUUCAGCUCCAGCAUAAUUUAUCAACUUAAAAAAAAGACCCAGCGAGUUGGCUGAAUCGAGAAAAUAGGGACUUUAAGAUCCAACGACGCGACGGCAAUGAGAACGUCACUUAAAAAGUGAAUUUGCGUUCUUUCAGUCUAUAUCGCAAUUAUUCCUACCCACUUACUUUUUCAAAUGUAGGCGAACCCUCCUGGAGUUGAAUUCCUAGGCACUGUAUCCAAGUACAGUAAGAGAAAUAAAAUUUCGUCGUUGCUUGUUUACGUCUUCCGUAAAACGCGAAAUUAGGCAUGUUCACGUCGUAGUCGUGCAAAAACGGGCAGAGAAAUGUACAAAAAAGCAUGGUGCGCGUGCAAAGUUGUUUUUUUGCUAAUUAAACCUAUUGGUUUUUUUGACGUUCUCGUUGCCGUCGCGUCUUUGGAUUUUAAAGUCCCUAAUGUUCGAAACGACGCGAAGUAAGAUUUUUAGUAACGUUUUUCGUCAAAUCUUAAGGUACCUUAAAUAAGAGUAGUCGAGACUAACUAACGCUUUUCCCCUUCCUACAGCCGCCUGUGUUUGGAGCAUAUCUAUAUGAUGCUGUAUACCAGUACGCGAUUGCUCUGAACAAAACAAUGCUGAUGAAUCAGACUGUAACGGGUGAAAUCAUUGCAAAAAAGAUGCAAGAUAUUCAGUAUGACAGUAAGUGAGAUUUAGGACUAAAAGCAAACAGAAGUUUUUAAGUGAAUUAUUGUAGAUUGUAACCUUCUUCCCGCUAUCAGAUAGCUUGAAACUCCUGUUGGUCCAUACGGCAACUGAGUAUCACGAAUAGCUGUUGAUAAACAAAUGAACCAUUAGACAGAACGCCAGGCAAACAGGUAGAAAUAUUGAAAAAGAGGAACUGGUAUGAUGAAGUCUCAUUCUGUCAAAGGCUGAAAAAUAAAAAGUUCCGUAUGAAAAUGCAGCUGAAGAGAAUCACGGCAUUUGAAUGUUAUCAGUAUAGCAUUUCGUCCCAAUACCUGAAAAGUUAGAGCCACCUAUUUUAAAAGACGCCUAUCAUUCACCCUGAGAUUGAGAAGCUUAAUAUAUGUAAAACUACAAUUAAAAUAAAGGUAUCGUUGAUAUCGAUGUUUUAACGGACAAAAAAGUGGGAGAAGCCAAAAUAGUUUAUACUUGGAAUUACUGCCCCUUGUGCAUACUCUCUAUUCGUAGAUUUAAAGACAUAAAUUGAGUACUGUUUAAGAAACGAGUGGGAGUGUUUUAUCAGGUUUAAAUACACGAAUUGUUUGAACGACUUUAAAAUCUUUGAUAUAUAUCAACUCAUUCUUAGAUUUAAGGUUAUUUUGGUCUAAAAAACUGGACGUAAAAUUUAGCCGUAUCUUUAUCCUGAUAUAUAAAGACACCCAUUAAACAUUAAUAUCUCUUGUUUUUUUUAAUGAAUUAUUAGUGCGUUUUUGAGGAAUAUAAAAUAUUUUGACGGUCCUUUGUUUUUUGAGAGGGACCUGUUUCAGUUUAAUCAUUUGAUCAUUUCCAAAAAGCCAGUACAUUUCUUUAACCCUUUCACUGCCAGAGUGAAUGUUGAAGUCCCUAAGGUAGUUCUAACUUUUGAGUCUGUGGACAAAAUCCUGUGAUGUGACCAUUCAAAUGAAAGCUCUCUGCCUGUACUUUCAUAUGGUGCUUUUGUUUCCAAAAUUUUACAAAACGAAAUUUGUGGAUUUUUGUUGAAUUUUGCCCUUGUCCACACUUGGCACUGAAAGGGUUAAUGGUUUGAACGCUCAUUCAGUUGUUUGUUUUUUAGGCAUACUUGGUUACAAAAUUCACUUUGACAGCAAUGGUGAUGCUGAGUUUAACCUGACCUUGCUUGACAUGCAGCUAGUAGGUAUGCGAGUGUUCUUUCAGUUCUUUGUGCCACGUAAGGCUUAACCAAGGACGUUCAUCGAUUUGAAAUAAAUAUUAAUUCUCUAGAAAUGUUUGUUAAAAACGCAUCUCUGCUUUGAUCUGGCUGGGUAGUCCUGAUUGUCAGUGGAAUUCACGAUCUUUACGACUGGACUGUUCUGUCCUGCGGCCAGUUCUGACAUGUGGUAAGCGCCCUUAAGUCAGCCGGAGACCCAGAGCAGUUUUUCGUUCAUUGUACAGCGAGCGCGCACCAAUUUUAGUGUCGAUAGCCCUUAUCCAAUAGGUGUUGCAUAUUAUGGACGGUUUAUCAACCGUUUACGAGAGAAGACUGAAAAUCUUCAUUCAGUUUAAUGAAAUUGCCUGUUGUUUGUUUUUGUUGUUUGUUAGGAAACAGCUCAAGCCAUGAGAUGAUUCCAGUAGGCGAUUUUCAAAUCAAGUUUGACAAUGCAACUAAGGAAGGUGAACAAGUCUAUGUUCCAAGGCCAGGCGUUACUAUCAAAUGGCCCGGGGGUCGAACCGGACCCCCACGGGACUCCCCUGAGUGUGGUUUUCAUGGAGAGCUUUGUAUAGAACCAAUAGGAGAAGGUAAUAUUUGUUAGCUAUGUGGCGAGAGCGUAUAUAGAGUAAUCAAAGUACGUCGCGUCUGUUUCAUUUUCGAAUUAACCUGAUCUACGUCGUGGGUAAAUUUUAUUCCUGGUUUAAAUUAUGUUUUUCUUUGUUUCAAACUCAUCUGAUACCAAAAACGAAAAAAAAAAUGAAAUUUAUCAGAUAAAAUUGAAAAAUAAGAACUCGAUAGAGUUGGUGGCAUUCCGUCACAGAACAAGCAAAUAAGACUUACAAAUUCCCAUAACAAAGUUUGGGCAUUCACGAUUUUUAUUAGGAGAAAUGUAAUUUAAAACGUUAAUUAACAAGUUUGUUUUACAGUUGAAGCUCUCCACAACGACCAUCGUGGGGUCAGAAAAAAGUGGCCGUUAUAGAGAGGUUAAAGCCCAGUUCACACGUAUCCGGAUAUUAGGCUGAUUUAGCAACAGAACGGGAACGUCAGUUGACGACGGCGCGCGCAAAUCAAACAACUGUCUUGACCAAUGGCAGAGCGGCAAAUUGAGCACCGGAAGUCGAGUUUAGUCCUUUCCGCGCGCUUUCCCGUCGUCAAAUGACGUUCCCGUCCUGUUGCCAAAUCAGCCUAUUUUUGAAUCGGCAACUUUUUCUUUCCGGAUACGGCUUCCGUCCACACGUAUCAGGUGCAUCCGGCAUACGAAUCCCCUCUCCAGAACGAGAAAUGUUUGAAUUCGCUAUGAUUCCGGAAUCGAGAGGACGCUAAAUCAGGAUUUUUUUAUAUCCGAUGACGUAACAAGGUCGAGUCCAGUUCUUUACCGUGAAUAAUGUAUCCAAGAUGGAAACAUCGUUCCCAGGUUCUCUCAAGGCAGAGCAAGAUGCAAAUUUCGCGCUCUUGACGACGCAUGCUCUCUUGCCAACAUUCCCAGAGGCGUCCUAGGUAUAAGAGUUAAUCCGGAUACGUGUCGGAUACGUGUGGGGGGUAAAUUCGAUUUGAUUACGGAUACGCGUGGACGUGGAAAUCUUAGAAUCCGGACAGGAAAAAUUACGGAUUCAAAAUUCCGGAUACGCGUGGACGGGGCCUUAAACAAGGGUCAAUGUAUGGACUGUGAGCCAAAAAAGUGGCUGUUUUAGAGAGGUGGCUGUUAGUGGAGGUUCGAUUGUAUUACCACUGAACUGAACGCCUUCAGCAAAUUUUAAAAGGAAAAUUUCAUUCUAGUUCUUGCCGAGGAAAGGCAAGCACAGUGUUCCAGUAAAACCUUCGGGAAGUUAACUGAAAUGUGUGUGUGUUUCCUUUUCGCUGCAGAUGUAAAAACUAAAAUCAUAGCUGGGGUAUCUGGUGCACUGGGCCUGUUGGCCCUUCUACUGCUAUUGAAUAUUUACAGGUAAGUCCCCACAAGAGAAGCAGUAUUCUAGGAUGUAGGUUAAAUGCCUUAAAUGUGCAAGAUCAGGGAUUUUUUAUUAUAUUUUGGAGUUAUAGAUAAUUCCUUGCCAUUUUAAGUCACGCCUUGAGCAGGCAUCAUGUGACCAUUUCUCGAGGAUCAUUGGCCGUUUUUAUAUUAUAGGACGCAUUAUCCGUCUGGACGAGCUUGUUCAAACAUUUGUAGUUCGUUUGGUUAUGCGUAUCAAGUAUAAAGACGGGCACUAGACGCAUUAUGCGUCUGGACAAACUUUCUUUCAAAAUAAGUCUAGAAAGUCUUGAAUGACGCACUACGAAAGGUAGUUCGUCUGGACGUAUAAUGCGUCUUGUGCCCGUCUUUAUACUAGAGACGCAUAACCCGGACGAACUACAAAAUGUUUGCCCAAGUUCGUCAGGACGGAUAAUACGUUGUUAGUAUAAAAACGGCCAUUUUCUGACUUCAUCUUCCCGCACAUGCUAUCUUAUUGUAAGGAACGACGUUCUGUUACAGCUCUACAGUGAACCGAUCCUUAAUCAGACGCUGGGACUUGUCUUAUCUUCAAGAAGGAAAAGCGAGACCUUGAAUACCACAUGUAAAGUUCUUUCAAGUUGAACUGGCGAACAACAAAGCAAAGUUACUAAUUAUACUAUAAAAAAAACCCAGAUAAUAGGUUGAACACUAAAUAAAAAGAUUUUGAGAUUUCUGUGCUCCAUUUUGUAGGCAGUACAGAUUGGAGCGGGAACUUAAACGUCUGCUGUGGAAGAUCGACUACAAUGCGCUCAGUUUUGAGAGGAAGAGAAACUCCGUUACUUCCUUUGGAAGCAACCUGGUAAGAAAUUGAGAAAAAAUUGAUAGCGAGCGUUCGACUGAUUGAUUACUAUGUCUGCUAAUACAGGUUCAAAAUCAAUCUAAGGGAGUAUUAUCCUGUUUUUAAAUCACCUUUCCAUUGUUUUGGAAACGUUAUUUUUAAUUUUCAAUCAGUGGAAAAACAGGUUAUUGUUGUUUGCACAGGAGACCAGAGGUGGUUUUGUUGCUCCUGUUCCACCUCAGUGACCACAAUAUCGACCUGACAUCUAAAGCAAUGAAAAUUAAAUCAGAUAAUGUCUAGGUGCCUUGGUCAUCUAGGAAAUAAUGACCUCUUGCUACGCGCUCGCUCAUUCCUUUUUAAGAAAGCCUCGGAACUCAGGCGCUAUUGUAUGUUGGGUGAAUUAAUUUUAAGUUCAGAAGUGUUGUCAGUAGUGUUUGUGGUCAUGUAACAGCUUGGUUUGUGUAAAAACUGCCGUAAUAAACAGAAUUGAAAUUUGCGCAAGGGAAGACCACAAAUGCGACCGGAUCACAGGUACUAUGACGUAAAGAAAUCUCCCAGUUAAAUCUUCCUCGGAUAGAAGCUAUCUGCAACACGGUGGUCUCAUUAUAAUCAGUCUGUGUCUCUCAUCCACACCGUGAAAAAGAUCGUGUUUCAUUUCCUUAACCCGUCUCUAUUACUUAAUAUAAUUAUAGUCUAUCUUAAAAUAUCAGGCUAAAAAUUUGUGUCUAUCAGGCUCACGGGGUGGAAGGAGGGGUGUUGUUUUGUGUAGCGCCCCCACUCUUCUCCAACCAACCCUUUGUCGGUAGAUAGAUUCUCGCGGUGCACGCUUCCUUAGCAUAAGGAGACGGACAAAAGUUUCGCUAGUGAAUUCAUAAAUAAAAUACCACACAGACUUUUAUAUAUAUAUAUAUAUAUAUAUAUGUUCUGAAAAUCAACUCGUUCAUAAGUUUAAUUAUAUCAUCUUAUAACAUUAUUUACUUUUCAUGAAGCAAAAAGAUCCUGAUCCCGAUAUGUUAGCGCCUCUUCUCGAUGACGAUGGGGAGCUUUACAAUAACUACACGGCUAUUGCAGUUUACAAGGUAAUUGUAUAAGUUUUUAUCUUGAUUCCUUUCUUGAUUAUAAUAUCUGUUAAACGUGCAUCAAAAUGAAAUCGUACCAGCUCUAAUAAUUGUCAAAAUUAGUACGCUUAUUCAAUUCGUGCGUAAACCUACCAGUAUAAGGUUCAUUGUCCACCAUCGGUUAGUAAGCAGAUUGAAUAAAAAGGACUUAUCUUUGUUUAAAAAAUAAAUGUUAUUUGGCAAGUGUAAAGGUUAUUUUAGAACCGUAUAUAAUUGGCUUUUACUAGUCAUUCUUUAUUAUUGAAUUCCAUUUCAUUGACCAUGACGAAUCUCAAAUCUUAACUCACAUUGAUUUAAAAAGAAAUCUUUCCUCACAGGUCAAGAAUCAGGUGGGUAUCUAACAUACCCAAUUUAUUUAACUCGGAAAUCAUGGAGUAAUGCUGUUAUUUUCUAGAAGUAAGUUUUCCCUGUCUUUUUUGGCGCAGGGAAAUUUGGUUGCGGUUAAACGGUUGGCCAAGAAAAGUGUUGACCUGACAAGAACUGUGUUGAUGGAACUCAAACAGGUAAUCAAUCAUAAAAACUAUGUGAGAUACGCCUUACAAAGUAGAAUUUACAUGAAUCCUUUUAUUAACUCUAUUCAUUCUGGGCAUCUCAAAUGAAGUAACAGCAAAGGCUUUGAAAUUUGCUACCUUUUUAACGCGAAUUUUGAACAGAUGUACGUUGAGAGCACACUUUAGUCGGCUUAAAUCUCAAUAUCUAUCUUAGUGGUUCUACAAAUCGUACUCAGCCUGUAUUUCCAUUUUCUGUGAUGAGGGGGAAGGCGAUUUCGCGAGCGUUAAGCACUUUUCACUACCCAUCUUAGUUUUAAAGAAGAUAAAGAUUAGGGAGAUUAGAAAAUGCUACAGUGGGAUGCGCUUCAGAAAAUAAUUGGAUCGAUUUUUCGUCCUUGUCUGCCAACUAUACCCCUAAGUAAGUGUUAAUGUUGGCCUAGGGGAGGGGUGGGUGGGCAGUUUUCCGGAAACGUACAAUCAUUCCUCCUAUGUUGGAAUGCAGCUUACCGUUGUUGUCUAAGCUAAAUGUUUCAAGCCAAACCCUGCAAUAAAAACAUUUGGUGUUCUCUUAAAGGGGCUGUGUCACGGCAGUCCAGUUCAUUUUGUUUAAUUUUGCCAAUUACUCGCCCUCAAUCGGUAUGGAACUUAAAGUAAGCAAAGAAAUUACAGGUAAAUGACAAAAUCAGAGAUCCGAGACAAACAAAUACGUCUCCUCAGCAUUAUUUUUGAAUUUGCAAGCAGCAGGGAAUCAACUUUGAAAACCUGUUAAGCUGAACAGUUUUCAAAAACCCUAAUUUCAAUCCGUUUCAAUCUUCUUCAGUUUUGCCCAUCCCUGGCAUCUGUUGUUUCUGUUAUGUUAUUUCAACCUUCCUUUAAAGUUUUAAGCGGUUAUUUUUACGUUUCUCUUAAUUGAACGGGUAUUUUGUCAUUUCCGUAAUUUGGCUGAAUUUCGUGACACGGCUCCUUUAAGGCAGUAAACGUUUUGAUUCUCAUUUAUUGGCCUUAUGCUUUUCAGACCAACAAAUGCUUUUCUGUGUGUGUGUGUUUCCCUUUUUAGAUGCGGGACAUUAGGCAUGAUAAUCUGAAUCCAUUUAUUGGCGCCUGUGUUGACUCUCCUAACAUUUGCAUUGUUUCACAAUACUGCUCCAAAGGAAGAAGUCUUCAGGUGAGGAACUGAGUGAUAUGUGAUGAUACUUUCUACCACUUAAUAUAAUAUGAAGGUCUAAAGCGUGUUUUAGGUAACUGCUGAUUUAAUGAUUUGCAGGAUAUUUUAGAAAACGAUGAUGUUAAGUUGGAUCACAUGUUUAUUGCGUCUCUUGUGUCGGAUAUAGUAAAGGUAGGUUGUAAACUUUUUAACUAUUUAACAGUUAAUGAAUGAGGCUGAGUAUCUUAUGAAGAAUUAUGGAGAUCGAGGAGGGUGUUAUCCGUCGAGGCCGUAGGCCGAGGCGGAUAACACCCUCCGAGAUCUCCAUAAUUCUUCAUAUGAUAAGUCCUAGUUUAAAAACAUAGCUAAAAUAUGCUUACCUCCAUCGAUCCAUCGAUGUUCAGUUCAUCUUCGAUAGUGUACGUUUAGGUUUGUCCAGCUCCGCAAAUAUUCUCCAAAUAGCAGAUGUCGCCCUUUGAGUUAUCUUCUUGUUGUUCUUGCCAUGUUUUUAUCCUAAUUCUUUUCUUGCCGUUACAUUAGCCGAGAGAAGCUAUUUUUUUCUCUGAGAAAACGUCCCAAUUUGUUACUGUCAAACUCCAAAACUCCAAAAACGUCAACUCCAAAAUAUUUCAGGAUUGUUUAUUGUGUUAUGACCAAUCAAAAAUCGAAGAUCAUACUUCUGGUGUUCGUGCUUUUCUGAGUUUCAAGUGAAAUAACAAAAGUUAAAGAGUUUAUUCACCCGGCCUUUUUUGUUUGCAGGGUAUGUCUUAUCUCCAGAGCACUGACAUCAAGUCACAUGGAGACCUCAAAUCUUCCAACUGCAUGGUGGAUAACCGCUGGGUACUUAAGAUUGCUGAUUACGGACUCCCAACUUUAAGGGACAAACAAGCGAAAAUUUACCCAUCUGAGCAUGCGUAUUACAGAGGUAAAAGUGAAGUAUUAGAUCGCAAUCACGAAUGCCAUUGAGUAGUGCAUGAAAGACCCGAAAGCUCGAGAUCAAAUCUACCUCAGCACAUCCCCAGUUCCUGUUAACUUUGCAAAUGCUUCGCAAAACAAUAGGCCAUGCAAUUUCUUAAAGUAAUUUUUAUUGUAAUGUUACGAUCAUCAUCAUCGUCAUCAUCAAUUUCAUCAUUACUCCCGAUUUCAAUCAUGGUCAGCGAUGUCAUAUUAUCGCCUUCAUUUAAAUGCUCCUCCGCCAAAAUCAACGAACCUUGGUCAACUUCUACAAACGUUUUUAAAUUCCAUUUCCGGAGCACGCUUUCACAAGUUAACUGCUGAAUAUCUCUAUCUAUCCUCGACUAUAUUAAUUUUCUCACAUUUACUUUUCAUCCUGUUUUAGAUCUUCUGUGGGUAGCGCCAGAGAUUCUUCGACUCCCAAAUCGACCCAUCAGAGGGACCCAAAAGGGUGACGUUUACAGCUUUGCUAUUAUCCUACAAGAAUUUCACACCCGCGAAGGACCCUACAGCUCAAGUUAUAUGGACCCGAAAGGUAUCAGUAAAUUUCCUUAUAGAUUAGUAGUUGUGGUUCUUAUGUUGUAAAUUAUGUUUGUUUUGUGUCAACCAUAAACGAAAACUCGGUUAUUUACGUAAUGGUUACAAGUUUAAGGUGCUUUCAGUCGUUGAGUUUUAGGUAAAUGGGUUCUGAGGUAUUAAGUACUCCAGAGUUUUCCCCAUUCUCGGCAAGUCCAUCAAUGACGUUGAGUUACGUGGCUUUAAGCUCUGCGGCAUUAACGAGAAAAUGAAAAGUUAGGAGUUGCGCCUCAUUUAUGAAGUUGGGACAUGUCAGCCCCGUGAUCAUAACGGUGACUUUCAUUUCCUUUAAGAGUCGUGAGCACGGGCGUGUUCCCUUUGUUUUUAAUUCGCAAAACGACGUCGCAGCUACAAAAUAAAGGGCCGAAGCGUCUAGACAUUGAAAACAACAAUUUGGCAUUCACAUUUUAAACAAUUUCUGUGUUUUUACAAAGUGCUACGCCGAUCUUGAACUCUAAAGUUCUAAUUACAAGAAUCUAAUUCACGAUUACCGAUUGAUGUAUCUGGGUGGCGAGAAGGUGAACAACGUUGCUUGUGAAAUGAAAGAACACUAGAGUCUACAUUACCCCGCCUACAUCCCUGUAAUUGCAAUAACAAUACAAAAUAACAAAGAUGGGUUGGGAAGUUUAUUUGGUAUAUUAGACCCUUUUUUAAUAAGAACUGAAACGAGACAUGUUUUCCCAGGGAAAAUUAAUGGUUAAUAGAAGAAACUGGGUACCACAGUUGGGAUUCUGAGCCAACCUGCGCCUCAGAGAAAACUUGACCUCCUGUUAGGUCCGUCUGGGAGCCACCUUCGAGAUCCUUAUUCUGGGCCUCAGGCUGUGUACCAGGAUUUGAGUACGCACUAUGAUUGGGCUUGUAUAAAAAGCCAUUGCUCGAUUGGUCAAAUUCGAGUCCGCCGGGGGCUCAGAACAAGGAUCUCGGCGCCGUGGCUUUGCAAGCCUGUUCUAGGCUCCAAGAUACCAAUGUGCAGAGUUCGUGCGCGUCUUCUUUUUCCCUUCAGGCUGAACCUUGUUUUCGGAAGCUCCCUACUACUAUCUGAGAGCCUUGCACAGGCUACGGCUUCACACACGUGACUAGUCGGAGUUAGAUUACUUCUUCGACGCAGGCUACAGAGCGCCUUGAUUUUGGUAAACAAAGGCUAAUCAAUUCCUACUGCUAUUAAACCUUACAGAAAUCGUGGACAAGGUACAGAAUGGAGAAUUUCCGCCUUUCCGUCCAACGGUAUCAGAGCUGAUAACUGGAGUUGAAGAGCUGCGUGAACUAAUGAAACAGUGUUGGGAGGAGAGCCCAGAUUUACGGCCGGACUUCCACGAGAUCAAGAAGAUCAUGAACAAGAUCUUAACCAACAACGGAAUGUAAGUUACCGUCAUCAAAAAGUGUAGAUGGAAUGAUGUUAUUAAAACGAGGAACAGGGAACAGGGAUCGAAGAACGAGCACAGGGACCUAGGACAGGGAACGCGGUGAUGAAAACACGGGGAGAAAAGAAAGAAUGUGAAACGAAGUUACUGAUAGGGUUAGGGUUUCAUCUAUUAUUUCCCAUUUUCCACUUUCCACUUUCCACGUUCCCGUGCACAUCAGUUCCGUUUCCCGUUCUUCGUUUUAGUAAUAUAGUUUGUUACAAAUAUUGUCAUUAAGCAUUGUUUUUUUCUAAUAGAGAACAUUUACUUUUAACGACAUUCACAUUUACAUAACAAUCAAAAGGAAGAUAAUUUUAGUAAUCAAAAGGAAAAUGCGCUUCAGCAUUUACGGGAUAAAAACAUUACCGGGGCUACUGUUACUCUUACUGCUUCCGGUAAUUUAAAGAACGCUUCUUAAACCAACCUUGUUAGCUUCCUGUUAAUGACAUCACAGACGUUUCUUUCGUUUUUGUUAUUUCUUUUUGCACUCAAUAAACAAUUGUCACCAAACGAGACUUAACACACAACUGAGUAGGAAAAGUCAAAGAGACUUACUGCAUCCGACUUGUAAGAAAGAGUGAUUCAUUCGCGCACAAGAGGCGAUUACCUUCUUCGUUUCGGUUUUUCCUUUAAGGAAGACAAACAUUUUUGACAAUGUGGUGUACAUGAUGGAGAAGUAUGCGGAUAACUUGGAGGAGCUCGUGAUCGAAAGAACUGGACAGUUAAUUGAGGAGAAGAAAAAGACAGACGCUCUUUUGGAAAGGAUGCUCCCAAGGUGCGUUCAUCUAGUCUGCGUUGGAGACAAUUUUUUGGUGUGUUUUUUGUCUGUGGUUCGUAAAGUGAGAUGCAAAGCCGCACGAAAGCCAAACAGAGCUCAAACGAGAAAGCGAUGGGGGAGGGGUGAGAGAAAGAAGGCAGAGUGAACUAAUCUGUCUUCUUUUAUUCUCUUUUGACCUCUUAUUUUACGAAACACAAAAAACGCACCAAAAAACUGCCUGCUAAGCAGGCUAGCGUUGGUCUUACUUUUAAUUUUAAAACUGUGAAAGGUUUGAACCUAUGGAGUCAUUUCAUAAGUAGGUGGAGUAUGAACGUUCUGGUGAUUACCGUAGUCCUGAACAGGACUGUUGUUGACAGUGACGAACGUUUCGAUAACCUGUGCGGUAGCCAUCUUUAGAGUUAAAGGGACUUGUAUCACGUCAGUCGAUGGUCUUAAAAUCUAGUUAUUGACCUGAUUGGUCUAGUAAUUGUAAGCAUUAAAAGCUGAAGAGCCAUCCCAAUAACACUAGGGGCGCCUUGAAAGGUUAAUGUUUGAUACGAAUUAGUAGAUUUUUGUUAACAUUGUUGAUCAUCGUUAUUUUAAACUUUUCUACCAGACCGGUGGCAGAACAGCUCAAAAGAGGCAAAGCAGUUGAAGCGGAGAGUUUCCAUGAAGUUUCAAUUUAUUUCAGUGAUAUUGUGGGUUUUACCGAACUCUCGGCAGAGAGUACUCCCCUUCAAGUGAGUAUAUUACGCCUGUAUCGAGCCAUUUAACUUAUGAAGUCUACCCACGUUGUUAAGUUUCCAAGUAGUAGGCAAUGAAAAUCGUGGUCAUGUAGUCUUUGUUACCAUUGUCCUCCUCCCUUUGCACUUUCUCUCCAUCCCGCUUCUAUAUUAUCCUCGUCAUCAUCCUCAUCCUCAUCGUCAUCAUCAUCAUCAUCAUCAUCAUCAUCAUCAUCGUCAUCGUCAUCGUCAUCAUCAUCAUCAUCAUCACCGUCAUCAUCCUCAUCAUCGUUAUCAUCAUCGUCAUCAUUUUUUUUCUCAUCGUCAUCAUCAUCAUCAUCAUCAUCAUCAUCAUCAUCAUCAUCAUCAUUAUUUUCGUCGCUUUUCGUUCUCCUGCCUUAAUCCUUAUCCUCCCAAUCGCCUUAGUUCUCAUUGUCGGCCAUCAUCAUUAUCACUUCCGUCGUGUUUAUCUUACUUAUUGCCAUUUUUAAUAUUUCUACUAGAUAUUUCUUUGUCGUUCUCGCUGAUCAUUUGUUUUAUUUUGGUGGCCACGGUAGGUUUCGAGGAAGCCCUUAGCACAUGCAAAACAAGUAUUUUUAAUACAUCAACGAAACAUUUCAUUUUCUCAACAAUGUCUGCAGGUUGUGACUCUACUAAAUGACUUAUACACCUUAUUUGACGAUAUAAUAAGUGAAUACGAUGUAUACAAGGUAAGAUUUGUGAAUUAUUGUCUUAUUGAUAAAAUAAUGGUAAACAGUUUUUCCUUUUCCUCUCUGAACAUUUUAUUGGUUGCAAGGAACCACUACUACCGCUUUAACACAGAAUAAAGUGGAGAAUUGGAAAGGAGGUCAGCUUGAGAUAAGAAGGACCUUAUAUGCAGAGAUAAAUGAUAUUGUACGCAAGACUCUUAUUUUUUUUCAUUAUCUUUGACGGAGUUUAUGUCAAGAUGAAAUGAUCAAUCAACCAGUCUUUCAACUGGUAAUAUAAAGUAAGGUUCAUAAAGUUUUCAUAGAGUACCCGCCGCAACCAUAUCUGGGUUCGGUCUUCAUAUAUUUUUGCGCGUUUUCGACGCCCUCUCCUGGUUAAACUGAAACUUCACACAAAAAAAAAUUGACAGGUAGGUUCAUGCGUCCAAAUGAAAGGUAGCAUGGUCAUUUCUGGACCAAACGAAUUGUUUUCCCAGUAUCACGUUUUAUUUAUUGAUUUAUGUUAAGGAGGUUGGACAGAACUAAAGCUUAAAGCAUGAUGCUUGAUAACGCAAGCUGCAUGGUUUAAUAACUGUAAUAAUUUGGGCAGAAAUUAAUGCUGAGUUUUGGCUGCUAUAGGCAAAUUAAUUACUUAACAUCUUAUUCCAUUAAAACUGAAAAAUACAAUUGUUUUUAGUUAGCGUAUUAUGUAGCUCUGAUUAAAAAAUACAAUUGUUCAUUUUAAAUUGUAAAUAGCUGUGAGAAAUUUUAUGCCUUUUAGUACUUAUAAAAUGUUGUUCAACCCUGCAAAUCGUUUUUAUAUAAGUAAUACUGUUUAUUAGUAUUAUAAAAUGUGUCGGUUAAAUUUUCGACUUGUAAUUAAUGAAAAUGUUAGGCAUUAAUUUGAAAUGUUAAACACAAAUUAAAACUCAGGGGUAAGGACACAUCAUAUCGACUUUAAAUUGUAAUUUUGUUUUAAAUGACAACGUAAACAUCUAAUCCACAAAGCGACUGCUACGAUCAAUUUCAAACUCAGCUUGUUUGUUUUUUUUUUUUCGCUGCUUAACGGGAUAAUGCUACUUAUUUUUGCAAUGUCACAAUAAAAUGGGCUGGUUUUUUGUGAUGGAGGGAGGGCUUCUGGAUGUAGAAACCGAUGAGCAAAGCCUGCUAGUCUAAAUUACCUAAAUUAUAGCCCGAACCUCAUAGCAAAAUUUCUUUAAAAUUAUAAAACACCUAUCCAAUGCUAGUCCUUGUAACAAAAUUGUCUUCAGUGUCAAUAUUUUUUUAUAUUUUAAUUUUAUUAUAUUAAAAUAUCGCAAAAAAGCAUAAACUUCGCGAUAAACGUUAAACGUAGGGCUCGUUCAACCUCCAAUUUCGUGCCGUUGUUUGCUUGUACUCUAGUGCGCUCCUUCUGCCCGGCAGGUGGAGACAAUUGGUGACGCAUACAUGGUGGUAUCAGGUUUACCAAUCAGAAAUGGGCACGAUCACGCAGGAGAGAUAGCGCGCAUGGCGUUACAUCUGGUCGACGCUGUGAAGAAAGACUUUACAGUUCGACACAAAAGUGACUACAAACUCAAGCUACGCGUUGGAAUACACAGUGGUAAUUCUUCGUUGUCUAUAGUGAUGUAAAUCAUAACUGAGUCAGUUUAUUACAUUUUCAUAUACCACCGUCUAAUAAUUUUAAUAUGAGGCUACCCUGUAAUAUCCUUAAAAAUUAGAAUUUUUGGUCUUUUAUUAAUCAGGUAAUAUUAAGCAUCGUUUCACCUAAGAUAUAACCAAAACUUUUGGCAAUAAAAAUAAAGGAACAAAAAAAGUGUCAAAGCACUACUGAAGAACGGUGUCUUUUGCUGAAAAAUGUUAUGAAUUCAUUGCUUUUUUUCCAGCUGACGAAUCACUAAUGAUAAUAAUAAAAAUAAUAAUGAUAAUGAUAAUAAUAUAUAAUAUCGAUAAUAAACGGACAAAAGUGGCAAUAAAACACGGAAGGGACGGAAGACAAUUGCAGUUUUACAUGCAACUUUGGCAGUUGUAAAUGAAAGUAUGAAAAAAAAAAAUCACCAAAAAGGAAGCGAGUUUUUAAAAGUGAUCCAGAAAACCUUAUUCGUUCUUUUUUGUUAAUUUCCCGUGAACAAUCAAUUCCCAUGACUAUUCUACCCUUGUCAUUGUUGAAAUAACAAAUGUAAGCAGACGAGCAUAUAAGCAGGUUUGAAACGAUACAUGGCGUCACUUGGUUUUGGAAAUGGAGCAACAUAUCAACAAAGCGAACGAUCGAGGUCUACUGAUUACCACUUUAAUGAUUUUUUUCCUCUUAGGUCCCGUUGUAGCCGGUGUGGUUGGUAUAACGAUGCCCCGGUACUGCCUUUUUGGUGAUACUGUCAACACUGCGUCAAGAAUGGAAUCGAAUGGGGAAGGUUGGAGUUCAAUUAGACUUUCUUCUUCUAACUUUCUUUCAUCUUGUACUACUUUUCAAAACAUCAUCAGCAGCUAUAAGAUAGCAAUAAUGACGAUGAUGAUGAUGAUGAUGAUGAUGAUUUCUUCUGGUAUUGCUGUUCUUCUUAUUAAUCACGAUAACAAAAAUAAAAAUGUAUAAUAAUAACAAUCAUUACUACUGACAGUAAAAAAAAGGGAAUUUGCCAGCGAUUUGCUCGUUUCUCGUAAGAAAUAGUCACUGAAUUUGUGUCUUUGUCUGUCAGAAUAGCAAACCCACAAUUGCAAUGAAGGGGACUGAGGUAGAGUAAUGUCGUACGUCAGGUCGGCUCCUGCGUGCGUUAUCUGUUUGCAAGCCAAUAGAGCCUUUUUUUUAUACAGCACGGAAUUUAACUUAUUUCUAGUUGGUUAUUACCUUUUUCUUUGCCAAUUAACUUUUAGCUUUAAGAAUCCACAUAAGCGAAGUUACGAAGAGAAUACUGGAAGCCAUAGGAGGCUUUGUUGUCGAGAGCAGAGGCGAGGUUUAUCUUAAGGUAAGUUUAGUAACUGCACGUUACUAGUCUAGUCUAGUCCAGGUAAUUUUUACAAUAACGGCGUGAUUUCUUGCCCGCUGAUUGGUCAAGAGCUUUGGUGGAUGAUAGUAAAGACCCGUUAGAAAUGACUUGAUGGGGGCACAAUUUUUUCCUUUUCUACCGCGCGCGAUUUUCCAAGAAACUUCAACAAAAAUGGACGUCAAAAACUGUAAGUGUUUUUGUAAAGAACAAAUCGACAACGAUUUUCCAUGGUCUGUUCCUUAAUCGACCAUAGAAAAGACGUCAGAAUGUUGGAAACUUUGAUGUGAAAAGACUCGCUUGCGGCUCGCGGUUCCACUUUAAGUGGAUAACGCAGAAUAGAGAUUAGAAGAUAGACCUAUCAUUUUUGUGGGGAUUUCACUUGAUUUGAAUGUUGCCUACCAUAUAGAAAGCUUUGCUAUAAUUUGUUUUUUGAAUCCUUGUUUUUGUUUACUAGGGAAAAGGAAACGUAACGACUUAUUGGCUUUUGGAUGCUUCAAAGAAGCCUGUCUACAAGCCUCGUCGCUUGCCAAAAGUUCCAAAUGGCAUCCCUACAGAUUCCCCUCUCUUAUCUCUUCCGGGAUUCAAAAGUAGCAGCACAGGGUCUGCCUCCUCCCUAGUUGCUUCAUUGAGACGAUCCCCGUCACUUCGCCGUAGUCAGUUCCGCACAUCCCAGGGAUCGCCAGUUCUUAAAAGGUGGCAAAAGCUCGAAGAUCCCCCAAGGCAAUCUUCAAGAGACAGCUUCCACAUGAAGAUAGAUCCAGAUCUAUAACAGGCUGAUGAUCAGAAUUAUCUUUGUCUUUUUGCCUCAGAAACUUGAUUUCAUCCAGGGGAAUCACCUAUGCCUCGAUGCCAAUUCAAACAGGCUGUCAUUCAAGACUUGAGCCAAGCCGAGGGCUACACCUGCGGUAUGAGGUGAACUAGAAUUACAAGGUUGUAAAUUUCUAUUUUGACAAUCGCUUAGAUGUGACUGCCCAUAUGGAGAACUAAAAGGAGUUACGUAAAUUAAAAUAGUUUCCUAUAUGCGGAUUAAAUCAAACUGGAACGGUUUGUGCUUGGAAACAAUGUGUGCAAAGCCAAAACCAAGUUUACGACUUGAUCUUAAUCCCUGUUUAUGGGCCUCCUGAUUGUACCUUUGGGUUUUCGUUGAGACGACGAAAGCUAAAGGAUACUUUAUACUACGCUUGGAAAAAGCCGAUACACUGCAAGGUUUCAGUAUCAUUUGUCUCUUUAUGGCCGUAAAAUGGCACAAGGUAUCAAGAAACAAAGAUGAAAAAACACUUGGUUAGGCUUCAAAGUGUACAUUUUUUUUAUUGCUAUUAGAUUGUAUAAACAUUGUAACCACAAUUAGGA
Porites evermanni is the source of this 52584-nucleotide messenger RNA. NCBI's taxonomy places the organism in Eukaryota, Metazoa, Cnidaria, Anthozoa, Scleractinia, Poritidae. The record is from the annotation of a GenBank genome assembly.